GUACCCGCGAUAAUGGCGGCCGUGGUGUCAAAGUCGAAACGGUGAGUACCUAAGCAUUUUCUUGCACGUCAUUAUUUUUAUUUUUUUUUUUUUACAUUAUCUCGGAAAAGGGAACUUUUCAAAAAUACAACUAUAACACCACUUGUGUACAAUAUUUAUUUAUUUUUCCCAUUCGAUUGUAAAGUACCUAUUUUAAUUUUAUUUCGGUUCGUAGCCGUGAAAUAUCAUUAUAGCGUUUCAUAAAACCCAAUCACGCAAUUUAAAACUUCGAUGGUAAUAUAAUAUUGCGUUAAAUUCCAUUGAAGGUGUAGCACUUUAGGCGGGCACCUAUUCGAGUAGAGAGGUCAUUGAGAUUUCUAUCGACGACAUUGUUAUUUUUUUAUCGCGGAAUUAUGUAAUAUUAUCGUUAUCGUUGUACAAACCGUAUACAAACACGGUUAUACGAAAUACGUAUCGAUUUUGAACCAUAGCUAUCGUUAAAUUUGACGUCAUAAAUUUUCGGCAAGCACAGUGUAUUAUUAUGUUAACAGCAUCGUGCACAAGUUGUAAAGUGACCAAAAAUAAUAUUGUAAUCAGAGCCCGCUGAUUCUGUAACAAUAUUGAUAAUAAACGAGCUAAUAAAUUAUCAUAGGCUACCAAUGAAAAUAGUAGAACCUGCUUGGAUUCGUUUGUUUUGCGCAUCAGGAAUUAAAAAUAUUAUACAAUUAUCCAUGUCUCAUAUUUGAAGAAUUUUAGAUUUUUAGUGUUGAUUUUUUUUGUUAUUAUAAUUGUGGUUUAUUUUGUGUUUUGCGUAAAUCUUGUUUUAAGUUGAUUGAAAAAAGUACAAUGAUGUGUAUUUUAAAUAAUAAACCAUAUAUUUGCUUUUUCUAGACGUGGUAUAAUUUUAAAAACAUUUGAGCAGUUUUUGAGCUAUGUAGGUCUAGGCAUUUUAAUUUUGCGAGUUUUCUACGUAAUUUUUAUUUGGUAGGCAUUGCAAUGUUAUGAUCACACAACGUGUGGAUAAAAUUGUUAGACUAAACAGAAUUGCUUAAAAACUUGACAGUAGAAUCAUUAUAAGUCGUACUUAGUGGUAAAAAAAAAAAACAAAAUUGAGAGUAAUGUAGUAUUUUUUAAAUUUUCGUAUAAGAGUUUUAAAAACAAAUUUUGAUGAAAAUUGUGAGGCCCGGAGUCCACCAAAGUAACGUGACGAGUGAUUUAGCAAGUGACAUGUCAUACUAGUUAUUUGUCAUUACAUACAUACAAAAAUCAUUCAUGUCCGUACACUGAUCAAACCUGUCAGAUCAUGUAUCAGUUUUGUAUAACUUCUGAAAUUUUGUUGAUGACAAAAGUACUGCAUGUUCUACUUUUGUCACUUGUUAUAUCACGAGUCACGUUACUUUGGUGGACGCCGGGCCUAAAUAUUACGGCCUUUCAAAAUACGUACAACCAAACUUCGUUCCGAAUCGCUAUUCUCUAGUAAUGGUUUACCGUUGGUUACAGCCUUACAGGUAUUUUUUUUUUUUUAAUGUUUAUUAUUAUUAUAUAUAAAUUCUGUAAUGAUAUUUCUGAUGAGCGUAUGAGCGUUCAGAUAUAUUAAAAAUGACAUGAGAGAGUGAGGAGAGAAGCUACCUAGCAGUAACACUGAGACGCGAUUGUUAGAUUAUGGUACUUGUGUAGGAUUUUUUUUUUAUAUCUAAUGAGCCAAAUCACGAAACCAACGUCUCUUAAGCCUUCUUAGCGGGUUUCCGGGAAUGUUGGUUGAGUUUAGAGAAAGGAUAAGAGGAUUUGUGUUGUUCAUGAGGUGUCAGCGAAAACGCUUAUAGUACGAUGUGGCCACUUUGGCGGCAGUCUGUAUAUUAAGAUCGGAGUGCAGAGUGUGAUUCGAAUCGUAGAAGGGCGCAUUAGUUAUUAUUCGGAGGGAUAUGGAUUGGAAAAUCUGAAUUGUGUAAAUGUUAGAUUUUAUAGCCGCUCCAUAUAAUUGGACACCAUAGGCUCAGAUGGGCUUGAGGAGAGUUUUGUAUAGCAGCAAUUUAGGUUACAAGUAUAAAUUAAAUAACUUUAUGCAUCCCACAUUCCCAAUUACCUAGUCACAACGGUGGCCGCACCCGUCACCAGCAUCAGCUAUUUUUUUUUUUUAAUACUAUGUGUUAAUUAAUACGUUUAAACGGUUUUUUCGAGAAAUUAACUUUUAAAAAUACUAAUAUCUAUAUUUACCUCUACCAUCCAUAAUAUAACAUUAGCCAAUUAUAAAUAAAUCGCUGUACGAAAAUUUUCAAAUGGUAUAUGUUUCGCGUAAAAAUGUGUUUAUUGAAACGCACGUAUUAUUGAACUUUAGACGGAAAACUUAUAUUUACCGUUUUUAGACGUGGUGGCAUUUUCAAAACAUUUUGCCAUUUUUUAAGUUAUUCAUAGAUAAAUUAAUUUUGCGCGUUUUUUUAUACAAUUUUUACUUGUUAGAUACUCGGCGGGUAAAAUUGUUUGACAUUUUAACAUGCGGUUCAUUAUAAAUAGUACUUGGUGGAGGUUAAAUAAAAAUAGUUGAAUUUAAUGUAGAGUUUUUUUUUAUAAGAAUUAAUAUCAAAUUUCGACGAAAAUCGUAAAUAUUAUGGCCUUUUAAAAUAUGUAUAAUUCAAUAAUUGAACUUCGCUCUGAAUCGUUUUUUCGUUAGCAAUGGUUUAUCGUUGUUUACAAAUAUAAACUAAAUGACUUUAUGUAUCCUACAUUCCUAUUUCUCAUUUAAAACAGUGGCACACCCGUCCCCAGUAUCAGCUUUUUUUUUAAAAUUUCGAAUGUUGUAUAAAUUCCCGUGUUAUGUUUAUAUUUGUUUUACAUUUUAAAUUAAAAUAUUUUUAUUUAUAUUGGUGUUAAAUUAUUUCGCAUUUUUACUGAUCAAAAAUAACACUGUCCACAAUAUUCUUUCUUCAGCUCUAUACACUAUUUAAGCCUAAUGCUAAAAUCAUACACAUUUUUCAUUUGUCUCUUACUAUAAUGCCAACUCUUUGUAAUUUCUUAAGCUUUCCAAAUUUACCUUAGCUUUGUUCAGCCACGAUUAUUUAGGUCUUCCUAAAGUCUUUUUCCUGGAGGUUUCCAAUUAAGGGUAUAUUUUUCUCUCGAGUUUGAUUUACAUGGCUUGACUAGCUGAGUACUCGACCAACUAAAUAAUAAUAACAUAGUUAGUGGGUUCAGGGGCGUAAUUACGGGGGGGGGAUAUCGGGGAUAGAUUUCCCCCAUGAGGCGUAUUUAUGUAGUUUAUUGUUAUUUUAUACAAAUGUACCAAUGUUUUAUAAUAUGAUUUAUAUUUAAAGUGAAGUAUUGGUUAAUAUUUUUAUCUGUGUAAAACUUUGUUGAGAAAAAAAUUAUAGUACAGAAAAAUAUAUUAGGAAUAAUGACGGUUCUCAUAAUAUAAUACUUGCCUUCUUUUAUGUGAAGACAGUUGAAAAAGACAUGCACUUUAUAGAUUUUUUUUUGUGGCAAUAUAAGGAAAAUAAAAUUAAGGAGGAAUGGAUGGUGGAUUUAAUAGUAGAUCGAUCGGAAAAUGUCGAUGGGAUAUCAAUUAAAGUACAGUAUUUUGUUUAAUUUGUUCCAAAAAAUACACUUUUAUAUGACGUAUUUAUGUAGUUUAUUGUUAUUUUAUACAAAUUGGAAGUUCAAAUGUCAAUUUUCAAAACUAUUAUGAAGUUUUAAAUAUUUAUAUGUUUAAUUGUAUUGGUAUGUACCAAAAUAUUCAUAGUUUAUAUUAGAUAAACAAAAUUAUUAAUAGUUUAGUAGUUUAAUAGUUUCAAAAUAAAUGGUAAAUUUUACUGAAAGCUUUACUACUACUACUACUUUACUUUACUACUACUACUUACUAAUAUUACGCGUUCGAACGUGAUUUGAACGUUGCGAUUUUGAAAACGUAGACGUGCCAUUUAAUAUACAAUUUCCGUGCCAUGGUGAUGAGUUAUUAAAUGUUUGUAAGGAGGGGGGGUUGUGUGGGGCUAAUCUCCUACGAAAUUGCCAUGACUAUUCAUAUCCCUCCCCUUAAAACAUUCUCAAUUAUGCUACUGCGUGGACUAGUGGCAUCACAUGGUUACCUAUGGGUUAUGGUGUAUGACAAUUAGUAAACUAAUUCCUUAGAAAUAGUUCGGUAUUCUUAUUAUUUUAUUAGUUAAUAAUUAUUAAUUUGAAACUGAAAUGAAGUCAUGAUAAAAAAAUAAUUUGUAAAUAUCGCGGAUUACUUUAGUAGAACAGCAAACUAAAGGGAGGGGGGAAUGGGCCUGAUCAUGUUUCUGAGUACUACGAAAGUGCGAUGUUUUGAGAAAAACAUCAAAUUACCUCGCAGUAUUUUAAUUAACAAUCAUUAAAAUAUGAUAUUAUUAUUGUGAAACUUGCAUUACAUUUUUGGAAAAUUCGCGAUUACCUGUAAAUUUAUCAGAAAAUAGAUCAACAAUCAAGGAAGAUAAUAUAUAAACUCAAAAUACCUAGCUAGACAAUUUAAAUAUCAUACUAUAUUAUAAUAAUAAUAUUAUCAUAUUAUUACUGUUUUAAAUUUUAUCAUUUGAUGAAUAACACAAAAAAAACUUUGGAUUUUUUCGAGAAUCGGUUUUGGUCACGAAAUUGUUACUUUUUGAGAAACAGUUAUUGGUUAAUUGGUUUUAUUGGUAAUUGGUUAGUUCUUAUUUCAGAGUACCUUAUUUAUUCGGUUACCGGUAACCAGUUAUCGCUAAUAAAUUUUUAUAAAUGAAAACUGUGUUGGUUUUUAGUCUUAAAUUAUUGGUACCAAUUUUAAAAUACUAAUUUCAAGCGCCAAACAAAACCAAAUAGAAAGAGAAUAUAAGACCCAAAAACCUCGAAAUUUCAAAUGGCUAUAAAUAGUUCAAAAAUUUAAAAAUUGUACCACUUCUUGAAAGUUUUUUUAACUUUGUAAAUCUUUAUCUAUUUAUAUUAUUUAUGUAUAAUAGUCUAGGGUUUAAUUUAAUAAUUAUUUAAGUGCGUACUUAACAAAUAAAAAAAAAACAGAAUUUAAUUUUGUAUGAUGUUGUAGUUAAAUUAUUGUUUAACGCCAUUAUGGUUAAAUAACGUGCUUUUAAAAUAACAAAAUUCUCUGUCGUUUAAUAAAUAUAAAAUAUAAAAUAAAUACAUUAUUUUUUCUAAUUAAAUUUAAGUACGCUGGUUUGAAAUUAUUAUAAAGUAUAUAAUCACAGUAGACAUAAUUAUUUAUGUAAAUUAUAAUACAUUUAAAUAAAUAAAAUAGAAUGGAAUAGUUAUUUCAGAAUAUUACUAACAAAAAUCUCUCUCUAUAUAUAUAUGUAUAAUUCUUGUUUAAGUUAGUUACGAACACGCUUUGAAAGAAUAAUUUUGUUUUUUUUAUGAAAUAUUCCAUAAAAGAUUUAUUUCGAUUUUAUUAUAUUUUUGAAUUAAACAGCGUCAUUAUUGUAUACAUAAUAUAUAUAUAUAUAUAUGAAUAUCUUUAUUUAAUAUUAGAUCUUAGCGUAUGAAAAAAAUAUACGAAAAUAAAGAAUAUUUUCAUAUCUUCUAAUGCAAAUCAUUAUAACAAUAUAAUGCAUAUGACAGAUGAAGGUGAUUCUGUUAUCUUGAUUUCCAUUAUUAUGAUCAAUAUAUUAAGGUGCAUUAUUCUGGCACCCGUACUUUAAAACCAAAAUACAUUGAAUAAUGUCAAAAACGUCAGAACAAUUUAUUUUUUUUCGAAUUUGAGUGUUGAAAAUAGAUUAGGGGAAAUUAAAAAUUAUUAAUACUCGUGUAUUCUAACGUCCAAAGAAUACAGAUAAACAUUUGGAAAUAAUGUUAAAAUUAAGUCAAAAAAACUAAAAAAAAAAAAAAACAGAAAUCAAAUUUACUUAAAAUCGCCGGGUCAUGAUAAAAUAAUCACCAUGUAAGUGCUAUUUUUACUUAUUUUUUGAUAUAAAUUUAGUAAGUAAUAAUAUAAUAUUAAGUGAACCAUGAAUUCGUGUGAAAGGUGCAUACAUUUUCCCAACAGGAUAAUAUGAUAAAUAAUGUUAAUAUUAUAUAGUGUGUUUUUUUAUUAAGGAGAUUGGAGACACUUUUGAAAAUGUUCUUUUAUCUUUAAAAAUUAAAAAAGACUUUUUCACUUAUUUUUCACUUAUCUACUGUCUGAUAUCUAUUCAAUAAGGAUAAUGGGUUACGACUGUUUUUACGGACGAACAUGACUACAAAAAUGUAGCUUUGACGGAUUUUAGUUUUUUGUAAAAUGAUUUUGAUUGAUUAACAAUAAGUAUAUUUGAUUUUGGAUGAAAACAAUUUUAAAUAUUUUUUUUUUUCAGCUGUGAUAUCGAUGAAAAAAUAUAUGGUAUUUGUCUACUUUAUAUUUCUCAUCAUAACACCUAACAUUUUUGGAAUAUUUAAAAUUGCCUUCAUUAAAACCUAGUAAACUUUUGUUAGUCAGUUAAGAUUGGUUUUCUAAGUUAAAAUCCGUCGAAUUUAAAUCCUACAGUUUUAUAGAUUAGGUUAGGUUUUGAAGCUUUUCAGUUUUAAUACCACUUUUUUUUUCAACGAUAACAAUCCCUUUAAUAUUUUUAAACUAUAAUUCAAUGGGGGUUUUUUUUAAAAUUAUUACUGUAAAAAUUUAAAAAAAAAUGUUUUUGUUAAAUAUACAUAGUUGAUAUUCAAUAUAUUAUUAUAAUACAUGUACAUAUAUAAAAAAAAAUAAUAAUAAUAACUGAAAAAAUAAAAUAAAUAAGAAUUCGAUAUGGUAAAUAAUAAUUGUUGUUGAAUAAUAAAUAAAUGUAUAAUGACAUUAUUUUGAAUUAAAUUUAUUAAUUCAUUUUUCAUACUCCUGUAUAUUAAGUUUUUAUAAGCUGCAUAAUAUACGUUUCUAUAUAAUGCAUUAAUCAAAUUGAAAUUUUCUAAAAGAAAAAAUGCAUUUCCGUAGGUACCUACAAACAAAUAUAUUUUAAUAUGCGUGUUGAAUAUUAAACCUAUUUAUUUAUAUUGUAUAGGCUACAGUAGUUUGUUAAUACAUAAAUUAAAUUGUGUUACCUUAAAGUUUAAAGGAGAUGAUAAAAUAUAAUGUAGGAAGUUUUAAAUCACAUUUAGGAUCGACCCACAUACAUAAAGUUGUCCAUGGGGCUUACAUAUUUGUUGGGAAUAUUAGGCAGUGUAUGUAAAGUAUAAAAUUGUAAUAUAAGAAACAAAAUUUUAAAAUAUAUACAAUAAUUAGGUUAUCGUUAAGGCUAGAAUUUCUCAAUUUACUUCAAAAGCUGGAUGUGCGUUGCUUGUUUUAAAUUCUGAGCACAGCGAGAAAUGUAUUGUAGUUUUAUAAUGAUUUGUGCUUUUUUUUUUGUCUGUUAAUAACUUUUUUGUCUAAAAUAUUACUCCAAUUUUUGAGUAUCACAUCUUUUGUGAAAGUAAUUUGUAUUAGAUAUUAUAGAUACCAUUGUAUCUAUAAUUAGUAGGAUAAUAAUUUUAAUCUGAGCAUAUUAUAAAUUAAAAAUAAACGGACAUAAUUUGCACGAUGGGUAGGCUACUGUUGUAGGUGGGAAGUUGGGAAGGUAAAGUGGAAAUUUAAAGUAUAUCUGUACGCAACGACUAAUCAUUGCUAACAAAAAACGAUUCUGAGCGGAGUUUGGUUAUAAAUGUUUUAAAAAGUCGUAACAUUUACGAUUUAAAAAUAAUAAAUUUCGUAAAUUUCCAUUUUUCCUGCGUUUUCCUUAGAUUUUCACAUUUAUUUUGAAAUUCUGUAGGGAAAUUAAAAAUGACCUCUAUAAAGUAUCACCCUAGUCAAAUAUCCUUUCAGGGACAGUGCUAUACUUGAAAGUCGGUGCAAAAUUUCUGACGGAAAAGUUGUUCACAGAAAAAAAAAACAUUGUUAAACCAAAACUUUUCUCGCUCCGCUAAGAAUCUGAAAUGUAAUACUUUGGUGUAUAUUAAAUACUAAAUCUUGAUUAUAAUAAAGGGUGGCGGUAGGCAUAAGCCACACUGGCCUAUGUCUGGGGUGGCACUAUGUAAGAGGCGGCAUUUUCUUUGUGUUAGUAGGACUGUAUUUAGGAUGUAUUGGUUCCUAGAACCAGCCUAAAAACUGAAAACCUGUUUUAAAAUACCGAUGAGCAAAAAAAAAAAAAAUGUUAAUGCUAUAUAGUUAAAAUGUUUAAAAUAAUAACUGAUAUCCGGCGAUAAACUAAAUGUAGUCUUGGUUUAAACGGUGUACGUAUAAGUACAAUACACUGAAAUUUAAUUUAUUAUUAAGGGGAUUGGAAGCGACGAGUUUCUGUCUUUGUCUUAAACACAUGAGAUAUAGAGAUUUAGACGUUUUUUAUUUUCAACUUACUGAUUAAUGUAGUGAAGCGAUACGUAUUCUGAUAGCAAAUUUCAAUUUGUCGUUAAGUCUACUUGAGGUUGACUUCCCACUUUUUAAAUUCAUUUCCUUAAAUUCUAGAAAAUAGCCAUACUAAUAAAUUGUAAUUGAAAAAGUGGAAUAUUUAAAUUAUUUGAGAAAUUAUAAUCAAAAAUUAAAAUAUCUGUACACCUAUAUACAUAUUUAUAUAUACUCUAUAUCUCACAUGUGUAAGACAUAGACUCGUUACUUCCAAUCCCUUUAAUAUAACGUAUAUUAAUGUAUACAAACAUCAACUACGUAGGUAGGUUUAUUUUUAAUCCAAAACUUUUCUAAUUUUAAAAAUAUGUUAUACGUGCUAUAUUUACUGUAGGGUAUGGGAACGUCAACAGUAGUUGAUCCUUAAUUACUAAAUUUAGAUUAUUACAUUACAUUUGGUUUUUGUAUUGAUAAUUUUUAUGGAUGAUAAUAUUUACUUGUGGAUUUGUAGCAACCGUCUAUAUUCUAUAAUAAUUAAUUUCAAUAAUAGUAUUAUUUGUUCUUCAUCAAUCGUUCUUUCGUAGGAUAUAUUCAUGAUAUUAUUAUUUAUUAUACUUUAAUUUAUUGAAUUAUAAAAAUUAAACAAAGUUUAAAAGUUAAAAAAAAAUUAAAAAUUUUUCAAACAGCACUGAUUUUUUACGAACAUUAUUAAAAUUAUAUUAUAUGGUUAAGUAGUAAAUAGAGAGAUGCAAAACAAAAGGGCUGUAAAUUUGGAUUUUGCCUAUUUAUAUAUUCUGUCUAGAGCCGGCCCUGAUCAUAAUCGUUGUAACAAUAGCUAAAUAUCACUAAGUCACUCACUCACUCAGUCACUUCCUUAUAUAUAAUAUAUUAUUAGUAUAGGUAAUGCAGAUGUGUAAUCAAAAAUGUAUUUUGGAAAUUCGAUCCCUAGAGGGAGUUUCACGCAUAUAUCUAUGGUAAAUAACUUUACGAGUGGUAUCGAAAAGUAUAAAAGUAUAAUUCAUUUUAUUUUUGGAGAAAAUGUACCAAUGUUUUAUAAUAUGAUUUAUAUUUAAAGUGAAGUAUUGGUUAAUAUUUUUAUCUGUGUAAAACUUUGUUGAGAAAAAAAUUAUAGUACAGAAAAAUAUAUUAGGAAUAAUGNCUUUAUAGAUUUUUUUUUGUGGCAAUAUAAGGAAAAUAAAAUUAAGGAGGAAUGGAUGGUGGAUUUAAUAGUAGAUCGAUCGGAAAAUGUCGAUGGGAUAUCAAUUAAAGUACAGUAUUUUGUUUAACUCGUCCCAAAAAAUACACUUUUAUAUGACCACCUAUUAUGGAUUGUGUUGUCGAAAAAUUCGAUAUCGAAAUUUCGUUAUUAUUGUGUUCGCAUGACGUGUUGUUCAUAUGAUAUGUAUUCCUAUUCGCGUAUUAUUAGAUUAUUGAGUUGAAAUCGAACUCACAAAUUCCGUCGUUUGUUGUUUGUGUGACCGAGGCGAAGGAUUUAUUUAGAAACACACAAUCAACGGUUGUUAGGUACGAUAGUAUCAUACUUUUACUUACCUACGUUUAUAAAUGUCAAAUCGUAUUAUCCCGAAACUUCUUUUUCUUUACCAAUCUUCUAUUUUAUUUACAAUAAAAACACGUUGGACCAAAAAGGUUAGGGCUCAAGGUAUUUUAUUUGGUGUUUUAAGUAUUCUAUAUACUCUUCUUUCCUCCUCAAGUACACCCUAUAAAGAAUUUUUCUUUAAAAUAACUUUGUUAAAAAAAAAAAGGAACAAUAUUCAAAAGUAUAAAUAUAAUGUAUAUCCAGUGCUCGAAUUGGAAAAAUAAAAGAAGGAAUAACCAUUAAUAUUUAUUAUUUACACAUUAAUGGGUUUUGUUAUAUUUGAUUUGAUUUUUUUUUUGUUGUAAUUCAUUGAAAAAUAAUCGUAAAGACUGGAAAUUUCACUGAAUAAUUAUGUAGGUGUAUAGUCUUUUAUAUAUAGCUCUUUCUAGAGACGGUACAAUUUUCAAAAUAUUCUCGCAAUUUUUUAGAUAUUCAUAGCCAUUUGAAUUUGUUAGGAUUUGAUUUGGUUUUGUGUGAUUAAAAUUAUUUUGACGAAAAUGUUCGACUAUUAAAACCUUGUGUAAAAUUUUAAUUAUUAUGAGUUGCAACUUACAAUUAAUGGAAAAAAAAGUUCAACGUAAUACAUUAAUUAUUUUGUAAUCGCCUAACUUUAAAUUUUAAUUGAAAAUAAUUUUGAUGAAAAUGCAAAAUAUAGACCGGCCUAUACGUUCUCUUCAGACUAAUAGUAAAGGUAUUUUUAAGUUCCUGAACAAUUUGUUAGGGUUCUCCGUCUCUGUGCCUCUCCUCAAUUCGAGCACUGUGUACAUCUAAGGUUUGGAAUAACUAUUUUACUGAUUUUAAUUGUUAUUAACUGUUUCUAAUAAUUAAGCAUUAAAAAACAUUUAACUUAAUAGCGGCCGUUUUACUAAAAAUAGUUUUAAAUGUAGGAUAAAGCUAUAAUAAGGGUAUAUAAUUAAAUCAUUAUAGAAUUUUGUCUAAACUUAUACAGUUUGUCUAACAUUCACCUGGCACUUUGCCUGGUAAAACACAACGAUAUUUAAGUCAUCUCUGGUAGAGAAUAUCCAUUGAGAUAUUCCAUAGGAAAAUUCUAGUAUUUGUCUAUCCCAAAGUGUUUAAAAAAAAAAAAAAAAAAAAAAAAAAAAUAAGAAAUCUGUUAAAAAUAUAAUAUUGGGAAUUUUGAGAAAUGUUUCAAGUAAAACAAAUCCGCAUCUUUUACGGUAUCUGACAUGAAAGAAACCGGAGUAUUGUUUGUAUUAACCACAAAAGUGUUUUCAAAGAAAAUAAAACCAUAUUUAUACUAAGAAUACAUUUUUUAAGUAGCAUAAAAUUAUGAUAUCAUAUAAUAAUUGUAUGUAUUUCUUUUUUAUUCUACAUUUGUGAUAAAUAAAUAAUCUCUAAAUAUGUAUACAUUUUAAUUUGAUGAUUAAAUAAUAGUUAUUUAAAUAUUUAAGAUUCUAAGUGUAUUAUUUUUUUUUGUAUCCUGUUGUUUUAAAUUUUCGAUUCGAAAAAAUAAAGUGGUAGCUAUAUACCUACUUCGAUCCGCGUUAGAUAUUUGUUCUCGUUUCAGUUGUCUACUUAGACUGUUACUUUGCAUAAAUUGAUAAAUAAUAAUAGCAUCGCUUUAUAUUAUGUAUUUUUAAACUGUUUCUAUUAAAUUCGAGUUAUAUUAUUAUUGGUUAUGCAAAAUACAUCGUCUCUAUAUAUAAUAUGUAUAUAUUAUAUAGGUAGAAAGUUUCAAAGCUUUAAAUUCGUUAUCAUGGGAAUUUCAUUAUCCGCUUAAACAUACGUAACGAUUAAAAAUAAUAAUAUAAGACGGUCAAUUUUAAACCCUGAACGUAGUAAACAAUUUUAGACCAGAAAUCUCUUUCUCGGGUCAUCAAUAUCAAGGGUGGUUUCUGCAACGGAAUUUUAUCCGGCUGGCACAUUAAGAAAGUACAUUUUUGAUUUCCUUUAUAGUUUUCUUAAUAGCGGGGAAAAACUGGUAGUAAAUUUAAUUUGCGCUUUACCAUAAUGGUUUCUGUUGUUUUCGAUUUCGUUUACCCGUUGUAAGUCUGUUUUAAAAAUAAUCGCAGUGACUUGAAAUCGAAUUAAUAAUUAUAUAAGCACUUUCUAUAGACGUGGUACGAUUUUCAAAAUUGUCUGAUGUAUAUUAUUAUGUAAGUUUACCAUAUUUUCGUUAUCUUAAUCCCGGAAAUAUAUAUGCACUGAAAACGUACAGAAUGUAAAUAUACCUAUAUAUGCUAACAAAUGUAAUCAUUUUAGUUAAAUUUAUUUAGUUUAAAAAUGUAUAAUAUUGAUAAAAAAAUGAAUUAAAAAGUUGUAAAAUAUUUUCUUUAAAUUCAGAAAUUAUUAAAUAUAUUUACAAACAGACGGUUUUAUUUUUGAAAUCUUAAUAUAAAACACGAACACACAAACGCGAAGUACGGCCGUACAAAAUUUAACCAUUACUAGUUUUUCAUUAUCGAGGAUUAUUUUUGAGGACAUUUACGAUUCAUAUAUGUCCACGAUCGUAAAUUUCGUAAAUAAAUAAACAAAGAGACACAUUUGCCAUUUUUGAUAAUAAUAAUUCCGUUAUAAUAAUAACUCAACCACUUCAGUACCUAUAUUAACCAAAUUCUCCCAAAUUUUUUUCUCGAUUUAAUAUUUUUAUUACGUUAGUUAUUCGUUUCCGUCAAAUGUAUUUUUGUCCACCCGAAUAAAGUUACGUUUUCCCCCCAUGACAGUAUAAAUACAGACGUAGAAUUAUUAUUGUCCAAAUAAACUUUUUCCCGAGUACAGCUUUGUUUGCGGGCUCCCACGGCCAUAUAUCCGUUCGGUCGUUUCCCACGUCGGGAGUCGGAUCGAAAUUUAGCCCUAUAGAAUCGCUAUGAUAAUUUUAUAAUAUCGUACAAAAGCCGACCUCCCGACGCGUUAAUAUUUAUCCCGAAGGAAAAUCGUCCCGAACCGUAGGGGUACUAUACUUUCGUCCGAAAAAUUCGACGGAAAUCGGAGAAAAUUAAUAAUUUCCGGGAUAAUUUAUGUGGGCCACUCCCUUUCGCCGACGUGUGCGAGACCCGGUGAUAAAAUGUUAUAUUAUUAUUACAUCAUUGUUAUUAUACUCGCGCGCGCGGUAUAAUCUUUGCAGCGGCGGCGUCGGCGGCGGCGGUGGCGGCGGCGGCGGCGCGGACUUUUGCGACGCGGCGGCACACCUUUGCGCGCAUCGCACACAACCGGCCCCGGGCGGAGGGCUGUCGUCGUCGGCGGCUGCCGGGGCGGUAUAUAAGGGUGGCCGGCACUCGGACACUGUCAUUUGUACCGAAACCACGUAUCGGGGAAAACACACGCAGACACACGACGACGACGACUACUCCAGGGAGAUACGCGAUCGUUUUACCACGAUGAACCAUCUGUUGCUAAUCGUCGCCGUCCCCGCACUGGUGGCGGCCACCGUGUUCGCCGCCCGGGCCCAAGUACGUGACACAAUAAUUAUCGUCAAUAAAUAAUAGUAUUAUGAUAUGUUGCAGUAUUAUCGUGUUGUAUUGUGAUGCGACAAUUUAUUAUAGAUAAUACGUUUCGCCGUCGCCGUCGCGCGAAAACGGUGCGAAAAUGUCGAUUUUUUUUGCCGAAAAUUCCUAUAACGUUACGACACGCCGUUUUUCGCGAACAAGGCAUUUUUUAACGUAACGUUUUUUACAAUCGGUCACUUCAUUCGUGCGUACGACGAUUUAUACCGCAAUAUUUUAUUUUAGAGCUUGGUUUUUUUAUUUUUUUUUAUUUUUGCAAAGCGCGGUUUUUGUUUUUAGUCCCCGGUCGGUUUCCUCUGUCUCUCCGCGAGUUUAUUUCCCCAUAUCCCGCGCGGCUUAAACGAUUUAAUACGAUUAUCGUGCUCGCGGUCCAAUCAUCGUUGUUAACGUUUCAAAACGGGAUAUACCGCAAUCGUUUUUUAUUUCCAUAAACACAAAACGCAAUACGGGCCUGAAUGCCUGACUCGGCCGAAUAUUUUUCUCAGGCAUUCCUUUAAAGACACGGUAUUUCAGUUACCGUCUGUAUAAUAUGUAACGUGAGACCGUAUUAUUAUAAUAAUGUUGUAAUGUAAAAAAUGUCGUUUGAAUUCCGACAAACAGUCCACUCUCGAAAUAAUAGUAUUAUGUAUUAUAAUACAUUAAGUAGAUUUUCUAACUCUCAGCGGCUAUUCGAGUUCAGAACAUCUCAAGUACCUAUUAUAAUGGUAAUUCCGAAAAUCUCGGCGUUUGAUUUUCGUUAAAUGUGUAUUUAAUGUGUUUCAUUUAAAUUCCAUCACGGUAUCAAGCAGGUUUUCUAAAUCUUCCCAGUUUUUUUUUUAUAAUUUAAAUAUUAUUGUUUACCUUUGUAUAAUCGUCUUAAUUAUAUGACUUUUUUAAUUAUCUACUGCCGUUUUUACGAACUAACAUUUUGCAUACAUAAUUGAAUUUGUCUUUUAAUCUUCUAGGUUUCGAUAGUGACGGCUUUUGAUAAUCAACUUUAUUAUAAACACACCUAUUAAUAAUAAUAAAAUAAAAUAUACCUUCACGAUAAUUCCCAUUAUUAUUGUACACCUACCAAUGUAGAACAUUAAAUUUUUCGAUUAUCAUAAAUCACCUAGAUCAAAACCUAGAAAACUAGAAUACAAAAUUACCGAAAUUUAAAAUCCGCCAAGUCCAAACCUCACAUUUUGUCUAGCUAUUGGGUCGUUUUUUCGACCCCAUUAAAUCCUCUUUAAAAACAAUGUUUUUUUUGUUGAAAGGUUUUUCUCACCGGUAGUUUUUCUUUUAUUGAUCGACAAAAUAAAAGUAAAAAUAAUUAAAACAUAUAAUACAAGUAAGUGUGUACCUACUUGUUUAAAUAUUAAUAUAUAUUUAUCCCUUAGACACAAAAUAAAAAAAGGUCAGUCGAAUUUAAAUAUUCAUUUGGUUUUUUAAAAACGGUGAUUUUCAUCGGGAUUUUCAACUACAUGACCAAUGUUGUACUAUAAAUUGUAAUAUUCGAUGUGUUACAACGGUAAAUCAUUGUUAAUGAAAAAUGUUUCGGACUGAUGUUCGGAUGUACAUGUUUUAAAUGGCCGUGAUAUUUAGGAUUUUUGUCAAAAUUUGUUAGUAAAACUUAUUAAAAAAAAUACUACGUUGCACUCAAUUUAGUUAAUUUGACCACAAAUAAAUUUUUCUACAGAGAAUCUAUCAAAUAAAAUAUCGUAAAAUCAAAUGUUUAAAAAUAAUUUAAAAAUGGUUCGAAUGUUUUCAAAACUAUACCUACCACAUCUAGAAAAAGUAAACAUAAGUUUUCAGUCAAAAUUUAAAGUCUCCAUGAAUAUUUUUAACUGAAUUACAGCAAAAAAAAAAAAAAAAAAUAAAAAAAAAAUUGAAAAUAAUAAAAGUAUUAUUCAUUCUUCAUUUUUUUUUUGUUUUUGCUCAAUUGUUAAAAAAACUACUGAGAAAAUUAAAAAACCACUUAAUUAGUCACUAACUAGAUUAAAAAUUCAAUUAAACAGAUCUCUUGUUAUUUUUCUAUUGGAUCAAUAUUUAUGGUAGAAAAUCAACUAAACAUAGUUUGCAAAAAUUAAAAACAAUGAAAUCGGUAACGCCAAAGCGCGUCAUUAAAUUGAAAAUAAUAAAACAUUGUUUUCGUAAUUAAGUUAAUAAUCUCGUUAUCAAGAGGCUUAAAGGAAGUUAAUAAAUAAUAUUAACUGUUAGUCAAGUUAUAAGUUAAUUGAAAAAAAAAAAAUCUAAUUAAGUUAAUACGUUAAAAGGUGAUACCCUACUGGACCUGGUAGAAUGUAGUGGCGUAGCUGGACCUCAUUUAAGGGGAGAUAGUGGUUUAAGAAUUGUAAUAAACCACGAGAAUAAAUAAUAUUGUAUUUUAUUACCUAUAGGUUAUAGCCGUGAUUAAAACAUCACUACUAAAAAUGCCAAAUAGGGGAGGGGAUGAUCCACUCAUUGUCAAGUGAAAGAUAGUGGAUAUUCAUUAAAUAAUGGCCUGGUGGGACUCAUCUGAAAGUAUUUUAGUUUUAAUAUACGAAAAUAAAUAUUUCGUUAAAUAACUCGUGUAUAGGAUGUCUGGGGACGAAUAACGAAAUAUUAAAAAAAUCACGCGUUUCCGUUGUGAUUUGUGACUAAAGUACGGGUGUCAAAUAACAUAUUAUAACACACAUACUUAUAAUAUUACAUACAUAACACGUAAAGGGCUUUUAAAAUUUAAUAUUCGGGUUGUUUCGUAGGUAUAAUAUUAUGAGAAUUCGAGUAUCUAUAUAGCGUGUAUAAUAUUAUGCAGAUUCUACCUUUUCGCAGCCGUUUCGGACAUUUGUGUUCCACCAACAGAAUUUCAAAACAAACUAAAAUUAUUAAAAAUAGAUAUUUGAAAUAACACUGCAAUAAUUCUUUUUACUAGAAAGGCUAUAUAUUCAUGAAUUGUCGACUUCUCUAAGUCGGCGUGGUUAAAAUAUUUGCGUGUAAAAAAUAAUCUGUAUCUGAGAAUAACUACAAUCGUAUCAAGGGUAUAUUUACGGAGAUGGGGUAUUUUCUAUUCCCUAAAUUUUCGGAAAAUUGAGGUUUAAAUAAAAGUAGGGGGGUUUCUAAAAGGCUUUUAUAAAAGAAAAAAACCGCCAACUAUCCCCGAAAAAAAUCGCUGGAUAAUACGCGUCCGUGUCGGACUAUCGGAUAUAAAAUCGGAAAAUCGAGUUAUUUUUACAACAUGUUUUAUAAUAAUCAGGGAAGUAUUGGUAAAAAAAUGUCUUGCGUAUACGCCAUGUUUUUUUUACAAAUUAAUAACCGAAAAUAAUUGCAACAUAAAUUUUAAAACUUAGUCAAAAAAUGAUAACAAAAAUUAUAGUAUAAAACUCAACUUAAAUAGUAAAACUCCAUGAAUUUUUAAAUGAGCAUAUAGUUAGGUAUACAAUUAUUUUAUGGUUAUGAAUACUAUUUAGUUUAUUUUGUUUUCUCCAAUAAAUUCAUGUAUAUUUUAAUAAACAUUUCAACAUAUUUUUAGAUUAAUAGAAUUAAUAAUUAAAUUAAUAUCAUUGCAUAAUAUACCUAUUUUAUUAGUAAACAUUUGAAUUAACAAUUUUAUUAUGCUUUAAAACACUAAAAUUAUAAUUAGGUAUUAAUGUAGUAAAUUAAAAAUUAAAUCUUAAGUGUGCAAAAUAAUAUUAAACAAAUCUUUGAUGAUUCUUUUAAAAUAUAUUUUAAGUUUUAAAACAUAAUAAGAUAAAAAUAAACUAAAAUUUACUGUCAUGGUUUUAGCUACGUUAAUGAUAUUAUUAAGUUGUAACUACUAAUCAUUUAAUUGUAAUAAUUACCUUUUUCAUCAUUAAAGUGAAAAAAUAAGUUAUUUGUUGACGCUUAGAAGCGUCAUGUUUAACAUGAACUAAUAAAACAUAAUAUACAAUGUAUAUACAAGAUCAUAUAAUAUAUGAUCUUAUAUUAUAUUAAUUAUAUUAAUUAGAUUCUAUUAUAUCUUGUAUUAUAUUAUAAUAAAAUAAUACAUCGCAAGUACAAAUCACAAUUGAAAAAGGGCUAACACGUUGAAACAAUAUAAACAAGCCCGAAAUGUUUAAUAUCUAAAUUAAAUUUAUUCGUGACAGUAGUUAUUAACCAUAUUAUUUGAUAAAGAUAACAGGUGGUUUUUCAUGAAAGAAAUAACAAUAUAACAUUAUUAAGUAGGUAAAAAUUAAAAUAUAAUCAAUUAUAAUAAUCUAUUUUUAUCCACAUUUGAAUGACCGAUAUCAUUAACGAUAUGAUACAAUACGAUAUCAUUAAAGUAGGUAUAAUUUUUAAAAUAUGUUUAUAAACAUGUAAAUAUUUAAUUUUAGAAAAAAAAUAAAAUGGACUGAUACUGGGGAUGGGUGUGACCACUGUUAUAGGUGGAUAAUUGGAAAGGUGGAAUACAUAAAGUUAUUUAAUUUAUACCUGUAAGCAGCGUAGCGAGGGAACUAUUGGUUUUUUAAUGCUGUUUAUUUCUUCUUUUCUUCUUCUUUGUUUUUUGUUCUAGUCUGUGGAUAAGUUUUUUCUAGUAAAAUUACUCCAAUAUUUAUUUGUAGCAACUUUUAUGAAAGCUCAAGUUGUCUAGAUGAUACUUUAAAAACGUCAUUUUUUUGUUUUUGGACGAAAUUUUUUUAAUUAAAAGCACUUAAGUUGGAAAAAACCCAGGAAAAAGCACAAUUUCAUGAUUUUAUUAUUUUAUAAAAACACGGAUAACGUUUUCUACCAGAAAAAAAUGAUUUAAUCGAAAAAUCACAAGAUACUUUUUUUGUUGCCUUUUAAAUUUACUUUCUUACGAAUUUGUUGUCAAAACUUUUGAGCCCUUUUUGAGCAUUUAAGGAAUUUUAAAUUUUGGUAGGUAUUUUGCUGUAAUUCAGUUAUAAAUACACGUAGAAACUUGAAACUUGGUAAUAAUACUUAUAUUUACGUCCAAUGACCUCCUUAGACGUGGUAAAAUUCCCAAAAUCAUCGGACGCCUUUUUUUUAAAUAAGCGUUUUGAAAUCAAAUUUAAACGAAAAUUGCAAAAAACAAUUACGGCACUUCAAAAUAUAUGUAACCGAAUUUCGAUCCGAAUCGUUUUUCGUUUGCAAUGGUUUAUGGUUGGUUAUAGGUAUAUAUUAAAUAGCCUUAUGCAUCCCACAUUCCCAAUUAUCUAACCAUAACACUGACCGUACCCGUCACCAGUAUCACUUCAUUUUUUUAAUAUUAUAUUAAGUAAUACGUUUAAAUGGUUUUUUCGAUAAAUUAACUUUCUAAAGUACUUAUAUACCUAUACACCUACCAGUCAAUUAUACCUUUCGUUAAUAAAUCGCUGUACGGAACUUUUUAAGUUGUAUAAUCCGCGUUAAAAAGUGUUUAUUGAAACCCGCGUAUUGUUAUAAAAAUAGUCAUUAUUCGAUCUACGAACGAAAAACCAAAAAAUUAUUACCAAAAUAAAAUAAUCGUAAAAAGGAAAUGUGAUACAUAUUUACGAUUCUUAGUAGUUAAAUAUUCAAGAAUAAUUUUUUAAAUUUAAAAUACUUCGAUAAAAAAACUUUGGUUCAAUAUUUGUGAAUGGAAUUGUAAACUGAAAAACUUCAACUAACCUCAAACAGCGUAAAAUAUAAAAAAGUUGAUUAUUACAGAAUUUAAAAAUGUAUUACUCAUCGAUGUUAACCACAAAAAAUGCUUUAAACAAAAUGUUUUAAGAUUAUUUUUAUUAAUAUUAUAUUUUUAACUUAAAUAUUUAUUUUUUUUCUUUGAAAACUUAUUAUUCAAUUGAGGAUUUAGAAGAUUUUUUUUCAAGACAGCCGUCGAAAAAUGGCUACCUUAAAAAUCUUGUAAACAUACCCGAUUCUGCUACCUUCUAUCAACCCGUAUUACCAUAUUCCAAUAAUAUUCCUGGAAUCUGUGAAAUCCUUUUUAACGUAAGUCGUAAUUUAAUAAGAAAUACAUUUAAAUAAUAAAUUAGUUUCAUUCAAAAUCUUAAUAUACAUUAUAUAAAAAAUAUAUGUAAAGCUACGGCGCACAUUGCAUUAGGUUUGAAAAUUGAAUAAUUGUUUUUCUUAUGAUUAUAUAUCAAUUUUAUUUUAGAUUCUGAACGAAGCGAGGAAUGUAUUGGUUUUUCAAUGAUUAUUUUUUUUUACCAGAAAUCUUGCUCCUAUUUUCAAGUGUUAUACCUUCUCUGAAAGAUAAUUUUCAUCUGUGUGGUAUUCUAAAGAGUUAAAUUUUUUGAUUUUCUAAGGGGUUUCAUAAUAAAUGGAAUGAAACGUAGUAAAUUCAGUAAAUUUUUUGAAAUGUAUUAGUUUCAGUUUUAUUUUUUUUUGUGAUUCAGUUAAAAAUAUUUGUAGACUUAAAAUUUGACUAAAUUGUUGACUAAAUUUGACUUAAUAUAAGCUUAUAAUAAAAAAUGAGCUUAAGUAUUGUUAUACAUAUAUAUUAGUCGGGUAUAGCUCGGUAAACAAUCGUUUUACUGUUUUUAAGAAUAUUAAAUUUAAAUUAUAAUUUAUGAUGGUCGGUCAUAACUAAUAAUUUUAAAGUCUUAAAGGUCUUAAUUAAUUUUAUUAAUUUAUAAAAUACAUUAAUAAAUCCACAUUAGUCCCAGCCAAAACUUCACAUCUUUAAACUGAUAAAGCUGUUAAAGGUUAAUUUUUUAUAGUGAAUAUUUUUAAAAUUUACAAAUGAUUUAUAAAUCAAAUUUACUUAAUCACCUUGUGUGGUGUAUGAGUAUUAUCAGAAAUAAAAACAAACUGGGAUUUUAUGAUUGAAUAAUAAUCGAACUACGACGAUUUUUCUUUAAAUAUAUUUUAUCGAAUGGAUUCACUACGGAGAAUUUGUCGAUUAUACUGAGUUUCAAAAGUAAAAAAAAAGCACAACGCUUUCGUGGUCAUACCGCGGUGGUAAGUUACAACUUUUCUUAAUUAGUUGAGUUUAUUGUUAUGCAACAAUAAGUUAGUUAAUUAAAAUUGUGUGAAAAGUUCUAACCAAUUUUUAUGAAUCUGUUAAAAAAAUACGCGACUAAAGGCAAUUUUUACUGAUCGUAGGAAUUUGCUGUAGUUUUGGAUUAAAUAAAUAAAAAGGUCAAUAUUAUAUUUUUUAGCCGUAGUCAAUCAUUCGUAUUAAUUUAAAUGUUUGCAAAAUAUUAAACAACAAUUAAGGUUGUAAUUUAUUGGAAUUAAUCAUAUUAUAAUAUUUUAUUUCGUGAAACAUACGAUUAUUAUAUGGUAGGCAAAUCAUUUAAAAUAUACUCUUUUCUUAUAAUUUGUGUAUAAAAUGUGGAACAACAGACUUUAUUUUCAAUACGAAACGUAAAUAUUUCGUUAUUCUUUGUCUAAUAUUAAAAAAAAAAAAAAAAAAUCAUACGUCAUGUCAAUGCAUUGACACAUUCAUAAUAAUUUUUAAAAAAUUUUGCACCUUUUCAGUAGUUCGACAUUACGUUGUAAAAAUCAUAUAUUUUUUUUUUUCUUAAAUCGAUAGUGACAUGCAAUUAUUAUUAUAGAAAACCGUAAAGAAAAUGUACUUAUUUUAAAUUAGGUAACGAAAAGCAAACCUUAUAAUAUAAUUAUAUUAUAUUAUAGGCAUGCGCCUACUGAAUGUUAAUUUUGUACCGGGAAAUUAUUAAAUGGGACACACUUAUAAACAUAAAUCAUAAAAAUUCCUCAAGUACCAGCCUAAAAAAUUACAAAUAUACUCUCAAAGUAAUUUAAGGAAAUAGGAGUAGGACAAUGUGUAUGAAUCAAGGGCCUAGAUGAGAAGGGCCUACCGGACAAUUUUUCAGUACGGCGGAACAGUAUGCGUCUGGUUAUUCAACUAGAUAACAACUUAUAUUGGUAUAACUAAAACUACGCACGUAGGUAUAAAUUUUAUACUUUAUCGAAUCGAUUGGAAAAAUAAAAUACGAGGCGCAAAUGACGUGUGCAGCGGAAGGAUGAUUGGGGGUUGUAUCCCUCGCAUUAGCUUAAAAAUACAACAAACCAUAAGUGUUUGUUUAGUGAUUUUAUCUUGACAUUGUAUAUUUCAAUAAAAUUACAAGAAAAAAGCUUGAUUUAUUUUUUUAUUUUUGGAUUUGGCUUUUAAAUUCUCAUUGUCGGGUCAGGUAUAUGAGGAGAACAUGUCAAGAUUUGUUCAUGAAUUAAGAUUAUUGAUUAUCAUUAUUUACUAAAUCUUCUCCCGUUGGAAAUUGCUGGGUGCAUCACCGACGUUAUUUAUUUAAGUUCUUCAUUUCAGUUGCAGAAUGUGAAAUCAUAAAAUAAACCAGAGAUACCUAUGGAAUAUUAUAUUAUGUGCUUUUAAUUAACAGAACUCGCGGAAGGUUGAAAUAGAUAUAAUAUAAUAAUAAUCGUAUAAUCAUUCUGAGUGAUAUUAUUAUAAUAUUCACAUUGAGAGUCGUGGAUUCUUACCCUUUGAAACUUCCUUAAUAUAUAUUUGAAAAUAAUCUAAGAUGAAUAUAAUAUUAUAUGCUGCAUCUUUAAUCCAUCUUGAACGCAAGAGAACUUGACAGUUUCCAAGUUAUUCGGGCUGCACGUAUUGAUAAUGUAAUGCGAUAAUAAAUAAGUUAUAAAUAAUGAGACUGUAAGACAUAGGUAUAUAUGAAUGAAUACUUAUUACAAUGCAAUAUUAUUCGAAAACUUUCGUUUAAUAUAGUCUAUAGAAAUCCUAAAUAAAACGCGAAGUAAAAUUUUUCUUUAGAAAAUAUAUAUAGUUUAAAAGCUUUGUAAUUUAGGAACUUUAAUCAUCAGAGAUAACCGACAAGUUUCCGAAUCGUUUAAGUUCCCGAAUUUCCAGUCGUUAAUAUUUUAAGUACAGGUACCUAACAAAUAUCACAUUUUUCGAUUUUCUGAAACACUUCACAGUUUUAUACAGCAAAUAAGUAGGUUUAAUUUGGUUUUCUCAAAGAAUUGUAUGUAGUAUAUGUGUGAAACAGCGAAACCUUUGCAAAUGUUUAUCUACGUCAGUAAUUGAUCAAAGAACCGUUAAAAUAAAACUUUAGAUCCUGUAGAAUAUGGAACCUCUAAUAAUUAAUCGAAAAUGUUACUUUUAAACACAACUUGUAUAAUUAAAAUAGUUAAUUGAUUGACAUUUAAAUAUUAGCUCAUAAUUAGUUAGUUUUAUAUUAAUUUAACUAGGGUAUUUUUUUUAGUGAAUAUUCAUUCUAUGUUUACUCCCCUUCAUUAAAAAAAACCUUCACGAGUCGAUAAGACCAAACCUUUCAAAGUUUUGAACGUUUCCUAGUUACCCCUCCCUCCACAAAUGAGGGUAUUUCAUAUAUCAUUUUCUUACAAAAUAUACUAAUUAAAUCAUAUUAAAUAUAUUUGGUAGCGGACACACGCUAAGCGAAAUCUUUCACACAGAAAAUCUUCUUAAAAAAUGACCAAAAUACUAGUUUAAUUUGUAUUUGAAUAUUAUUCGGGUAAAUAUUUGUAACGUACUUUCUUUUUUUUUAGAUAUUGUUUUCGAUGUCAUAUGAAUACUUUUUAUAUGGUAGACAAUUAAUAUUAUCAUAGUAGGUAAAUAUGUUUAAUAAUACAUUUUUUUAAUGUCUAUACGCGACAGAUUUAACUAAAAUAAAGCGAAAAAUAAAACGAAAAAUUACCAUUUAUUUGUGCAUAAUUAUUAGAGUUCAUUAUACAAAACGUAUAUUGGUGACGGUAUUUUGUGCGGAAAGAUUCUUUAAUAAACGUCGGGUUGUUUGUCAGCGGGAACCUAAAUAUUUGUCGACCAAAACGAACGUGGGACGGUUCGAAUAUAUGUAGACGACCUAGGUGUAUUAUUAUUUCGACUCGUUCGACUAAAGAAACACGAUUUAAACGUUUUCCGCGCGUUCACAAAAGGCAAAUAGAAACUCAAUACAGAAACCAUAAUAUUAAAGUGUGUACGUUCCUAUACACAAUUGUUAUAAUUAUAACCUAUACUCAUAACAUAGUUAUUAUAGUCAAACGUAAUAUUAAAAGGUUUAGAAAUAGAAAUAAAUUACGGGUAAACUGACUAAAAUGAUUAAUCUGACGGGAUAGAUUACUUUCGGACAUGUAAUACAUAUUUACGAUAAAUAUAGGUAGGUACAGUUAUUAUAUUAUUGUUACUGUUAUAUUAUUAUACCUACUAUUAUAAUUUACAAACGUUUUACGUUACCAAACUAAUAAAUCAGUUUAUAGUACAUCUGCAGGGUGGGUUAAUGAAAACGUUGCAAACAAUUAACUCGAUAUAAUAUAUUUAUUGUGAUAUGUAUUUUCUGUCUGUGAACAAAUUUUAUAUCAGAAAUCCAGCUCUGAUCAUUAUGUAUAGAAUAUUUUCUAAAAGUAAAUUUUGUUUUAUUUAUGUAUGGAUGCGAUCGAUUUUCCUUGUAAUUAAGUUUUUUAUUAGUUAUUAUUUAUUUUUACACGGAUAAAAUUACUAUGGUCGUUGGUGCACGAAUAAAUUAUACAUUUGGUUUAUCAUGAAACUUGUAAACAGUGAUAAAAAGUUGAACGUUAUGUAGUAAUGUUUAUUUUUUUUCCAUAAUAUUUUAAAGUUCAAAUUGUAGAGGCAAUCGUAAAAAUAACGGUAUUUUAAAAUAUAUUUUAACAAACUUCUCUCAGAAUCAUUUUUCGUUAGCAAUGAUUUAUCGUUAUAUUAAUCAAUUAACCGCAUGUAUACUGUACCUUUCCAUCUUCCCACUUACAAAGUUGGCAUACUCUUCGGUAGUAUCGAUUUUUUUUUUUACAAUGUGACCGUUUUUCUUUCAUUUUUUUUUUGACUGAAGUAUUUUCAUUUUGAAACGAGAGAAUAUUUCAAUAUAUUAUAAUUGAUAAUGUAUGUAAAAUAAAAUAAGUAAAUAGGUAUAUACGCGUAUAAUUUAAAUUUAAAUUUAAAUAAGCAGAGUAUUUUUUAUUCUAACAAUAUAUAGAACCCCCAGACUGAAUUAUAUUUCUUAUAUUUCUAAUUUAAAAGACAUCUAUUUCGUCGGAAAUAUUGCUUUAUAUUUAAAUAAAUUGUGUACUUACAAUAUUUUGAUUUUCAUUUUGUGAUACUAUUUAGAUAAAUGUAUAAAUAGAAUCCGAUUCACUUAAUCUACACCAUAUCUUGCAGGAGUCGGUAGAAGUAAAUAAUUUCUAGUGAGAUUCACAGUAAAAGAAAUUUGAUACUGUGAUUACAACGUUUUUAUUUUGUUAUACUAUAAAAAAAAAAAAAACACUAAACUAAAACGCUUACAAUAAAUUUACAAUUCAUAAUUGUAACGCGUAAUAAAAAACGGAGAAUUAAUAAUAAAUAAGAGUGUGUUAAUAUUAUUUUAAUGAGUAAAAUUGCAAUAACAAAAUACUCGUAUAACUCAUAAACCUUAAUGAAAUCAAAAAUUAGUAUAAAAUGUUAAAAACCAAAUCUUUUUGUGAAUAAUAUCUCUGGUAAAAAAAAAAAAAUAUUUGAUAUUUUUAUACAUUUAUUAAUAUCAUGUUGCAAACGUAUUAUUAUUAUAAUUAUAUAUAUAAUUAAAUAUAAUUAUUUUAUUGAUGGAAAAUGAUGCACUCAAUAAAUGGUUUGUAGUCCAGUGGCUAUUUUUCCGGACUUCCGUAGUGGGCACGUGUAACUUAAAUUUUACAAAAAAAAUAAACAAAAAUGUGGUUUGCACGGAGCCUCGUGGCUUGCCUAUACGAGUAUAACACUGGUGGCAGGUGCACAUUUUAGAUUUCUUAGUACAUACAAACAUAUUGAUAUCUGGAUUGAACCGAAGUAAACUUAUUUCCAACAUUUUCUUGUCGAUUUUCACAUAACGACAUACGUUUCGUUUAUCAACAAACGUUCAACCUUUUUUACACUUUUCUCACUUAUUUCCAUUAUAUCUACUAUAAUUGUUACAUUUCAAUUUACCCCUUGAACGUGGUCAAAGAAAUUACAAAUGUCGAAUAGAUAUAUAAUAGUCGUACUUGUGUCAUUCAUUAAUUGGCAUUUUAACGAAUAUCAUAUUUUUAACAACUAUAGUGGACGAAACGGUCACAUUUUUUUUGAAGUGAAUUUACAACCAUACACAUAAUAAUGUUAUUACUAUAUAACAUAACCUUUAUGCACUUACGGAAUUCUAUGCACUUUUAAAUGUUUGAUGUCAUCAUAAUCCUUUGUAUUUUUAAGCGUACAAUUUGUUUGGUCCGUAGGUGAAAAUUUAUUAUCCACAAACCCUUUGACCAUGUGAGAUCAAAUACUUUAUAAAUAUUAUUAUUAUUGUGCGGGAUAACUGAAGCUUUGCAUAUUAUGUUCAGUAAUACCUAACACCAAUAAUAGCGCCGAACGGUUUUAAAAUUGUCGAAUCUUGUCAAAACCACGCAGCAGACCGAAAUAAUAUAUUAUUAUGUAUACUAUUUAAUAGUAUAUAAAAAUUGUAUGGUGCAUAAUUUGUUAUUUAACAAGUUACGAGAAUCUAAAAUUUACAUGUUAUAUUUAAAAUAUAUUGUAAUAUUACAACACCUAUACGAUUUUUGCAUGGUGAAAAUUAUUUUUAAUAAUAAUUCUCGACUAUACGGUUACUUAUUCCGUAGGUACCUAAUUAUGGCCAUUACGUUAUUUUAUCAUGUAAUAUAAUUUUGCAAUUUAUUUUUUAUUAAAUAUUUUAUGGUAAUUUUGAAAAUCGCGGCAAAAUAGAAAAAGUAGCCAACCAUUGGCUACUUUAGCAUUGAUUAGCUAUUAUUAAAUGAGAGUUCACAAGGUCUCUACACCAAUGACGAGCUAAUCGUUUAGGCGAGAUUCUGUGGAUGUUAUUAGAGUUACGAUCUGCAAUGAUGGGAUUUGGAUAGUUUGAUAAACGAUAUUGAAAUCGUUUAUAAAUGACGGAGGCAGUUUUAAAGUGUUUAUUUGUAGGUCAGAGUGUAAUGUAUAGUUGGAAACAUAAGGAGGAGCACCCGUUAUUAAGCGAAGAGUUAUCGAUUAAAAGGUUUGGAUUUUCUGCAGGUUUAAGGGUUUGGCAGCUCCUCAGAUUUAAAGAAGGAAAAAUGGGAAAAUGUACAAAAUGUAGGUAUUAGUAAAAAAAUAUUACGGCCUUUUUUUCCUGUUAACAACUUUUUUACCAACAAUUUUGCUCCGAUUUACAACAAUAGCAAUUUUUUUGAAAUAAAAUCUGAUUGGGGAGGUACUUUAGUGGGGUUAUUUUUUGAUUUUCUAAGGAGUUUUCAUAACAAAUGGGGAAAACCGAGAAAAAACGUAGGACAAACGGGGAAAGAGGUACAAUAUAAAUAAAUAUUAUUAAAGAAAAUGUUUAAUACAUAUGUAAUUAUUUCACCAUAAUCUUACUACGUUUACAUGAUACAAGUUAAACCGUUCUUAAUUUAAACUGAUUUUAUUAUGAGUUGACUUAAAUUGCCUGAUUUUUUUACGUAUUGGUCUUUAAUAUUAAAGUGAUAAGUAAUAAUUUAUAAAAACGAAAUCUGAAUAGUAUGUAUUAUGGUUUAUGUUAUCAUUUAUUAUAUAAUAAAAGUGAUUGUUCAAUUUACAUGUACAAAUGUACCGAUUUUAUUUAUAAUACUGAUUUAAUUUCGUUAAACCACAUAUUCGAGCUUCCUUAAAUUAAAACUGGUUUAUUUUAUUUAAGUUGCUUUAAAGCGUUUACAUGAUGUUUGAUUAAAUUACUUUAGUUUUAGAUUUUGAGUAGAAGCUUAUGGUUUUACAAAGUUGUUUUUUUUGUGGAAACUUUUCUACCAGCAAUUUUCCUCCAACUUUUAAUGAUAGCAAUUUUUUAAAAGGGAAAAAAAACAUGAGAAAACCGGAAAAAACGUAGGAAAACCGGAGAAAUCGAUACAACAAACAAAUAUUAUUAAAAAAAAAAUCUACAUUGUUUAAUUAUUUUACUAUAAUAUAGUAUGUAUAUUGUUGAUAAAGCAUCACUAUCAAUUGAACUUCGCUCAGAAUCGUUUUUUCGCUAACAAUGGUUUAUCGUUGUUUACAGAUGUACAUUAAAUUCCAGUCUAUAUCCUACUUUCCCAACUUCCCACCUACAUCAGUGGCUGCGCCCGUAUCCAUUAUUUUAUCUUUUUUUUAAACUGUCUUUAAUUGUACAUAUAAAUGGAGUAUAAGACAUAUAUAUUGUUGAUGAAGCAACACUAUUAACCGAAUUUGGCUCAGAGUCUCGGCUCGUUUUCGUUAGUUAUGCUUUAUCGUUGCAUACAGAUGUACAUUAAAUUUUCCCUUUACCUUCCCAACUUUUCACCUACAACAGUGGUUUACCCACGUGCGAUGUAUGUCAGUCUUUUUUAUUGCAUUCUGAAUACAAACCAAAUUUCUCUAUAUGCUACUAUUAAUUUGAAAAUUUUGUCACAUAAAAAUAAGGUCUCUGUCCAAAUUUUAAAUCACUGAAAAUAUUUUUAAUUGAAUCAUAACUAAAAACAAAAUUAAAAAUAAUAUAUUUAAUACAUUUUCCAGUUUUUCUACGUUUUUUUCUAUUUAUUAUGAAAGCCGCUUGUAAAAUCAAAAAAUUACUAUUAAGAUAAGUUGUUUACAGAUAAAAAAAAUAAAUAAACAUCAUUGUAAAACCAAUAUAUUCCUCACUUCACUCAGAAUCUAAUUACAGAAAUUACUCAAUGAGGAAAAAGUAAAGGAUAGGGCGAGGAUAAUAACUGAUUCAUUUUUCGGUACCUACGUAUAUGUUUUAUUGAAUAUGUAAAUUCAAUAUAUUAUUAUUAAAAUAGUCGCAGAUGAUGUUUAUUGUGGACAUUUCACCGUUAUUUAAAUAGUAUACGAAUUUAUGCAUACAGAGUGAAAACUAAGAGAUAUCGUUUGAAUAAAUCUAUUAUAUACUAACGAUAAACGAAUUACUGAUUUUUUUUUAUAUAAUUCAGGCUCAAAGAACAGCGCAAUGGUGAGCUUUUACUUUUGAAGCGACAAGUCUAAACAGUAUAUAAUAUAAUAGGGAUUUGCUGAAAUGUGCGAGUAUAUUAUAUACUUGCAUAAACUCCUACUAAACGCAGUUGUUCCCACAGAAAAUAAAAUAUAAUAGUUUUGUCAACGUGUUAUUUGUAUUGUUAGAAACAUCAUAGAAAAGAAAAAAAAACAUAUAAAACCAUAAACAGAAAUAAACUGUAAUAAAAAAAUAUAACGACAGUAAGAUAUAACAAUGUCGUUAUUUUAUUUGCUACCUAGUAAUAUAUAAGUAGAAGAUAUUAUGAAUCAAUAUUAUUUAUAAUAAACUAGCUACGAGUGAUGACAACCAAUUUCGGACUAUUGGUUUUCAUAUUAAAGUGCUUUGACCCAGUAGCGUAGCCAGCGGGUAGGUCUAGUAGUUUCGGGUCUACCCAUUUUUUUCCUUAAAAUUAAUAUUAUUUUAAAAUCAAAAAUUUGUGUUAGUAAUCUUUCCUAUUCAAACAUUUAUAUUACUUUAUCUGGCUUACCCAGAAAAAUAUUUCUAAUUACGUCUCUGCUUUGCCUUGAUAUACGAUGAAAUUUAUAUUUAAGAAAAUAUUAUAUAAGUAUUGUGUUUGUAAAUUAGCUUUAUUUCGUUGUUUUAAUUUUUAAGGGAAAUGUAAACAUUUUUAAAAUGUGAUAUUUCAGAUAAUAUUUCAUAUUUCGAUUAAAAAGUAAAAUAUUGAAAAACCCACGAACACACAGAGAGAAUGUUCUGAAUUCUUAAGUAAUAAAAUGUAUCAAAUUUCAAUAUUUUCAUCCAUUUGGAUCUUGGGUUUCUCAUUGUUGAAUACAUUUUCUAUACUUGAACACAAUAUUACAUAAAUAUAGAGUUCAAUGUCUGCAUUACGUUUAUAUUGUAUGUAUAAGUUAAAGGUUAAAGCAAAAUAAUAAUAAUAUAUUCUGGAAAAGUUUGAAAUGUUUAUGGUUAUUUGUUUAUGUGCUAAUAUUUCCAUAGUAAUUAACAAGUUUAUGUGUUAUAAUUUAUAGUCAAAUUAUUGUAAAUCGAAAUAUUAUAAUUUGCAGAGUUUCGUAAAACACGUUUUUGGUCGUUAAAAUUAAUAUACUUAUCUUACCUAACACCCAAAAGUUUUCAUUAUCAAUUCGAAAAAUAAAUCUUUGGAAAUAUAGUAAUAAUAAGGUUUUUAUAAUAAUUUUAUACGCAUAGUAAUUAAAUAAAAUAAAAAUGAUUUAUAGAUUCUACACUAAAAUAAAGGAAAAAGCCAAUUGUACUAAUUUAAGUCAUUUAUAAGAAAAUAAUUCAACGUGUUUCAUGUUUACCUAAUUUUAUAUAGUAAAUAAUAAAUGGGUAAUCUUUAUUAAACUUUAUUUGUAGAUAUGAAAAUUAUAGUUUUUCUUUUUCAUACACUGGGUUCAUAUAAUUGUUCGAUGUGGGUUCUAUUAUAAAUACUGUCGCAUAAAAUUGUUUUUUAACAUACACAGUAAUUUACUAAGCGUGCUCAGUGGUCACUCAAUUUGUUUGGUUAAAUUUUGCAUAUAUUCAAAUUCUGAUUUUUGGUAUUUUUAAGUGUACAAUUAAAGCCGAUAUUUUAGAAUACUUAUAAUAUUAUAACAUUUAAGGAGUAUCCAGUGGUAAUACAAACUUUGGUUUUUCAAAUGAAAACUUAUAUUAAAUAGGUGAAAUAUUACUUUAAUUAAAUAUUUGUGUUAACAUUUUUGAUAUCCGUCAACCCAUUGAUGAGGUAGCGGGAAAAUAGUGGAGCACUAAUAAAAUACUGUGAACCGUGUCACAACACAAAUGUCGGCUUUAACUACACUAAAAAAUUUAAAAAAAUCAAAAUUUGAAUACAAGUAUAUAUAAAAUUUAACCAAAAAAAAUGGGGUGAACACGUUUAGUGAAUCAUUCUGGAUAUAAGUACCUAUAUGUAUAAAAAAAAACUUUGAGAGUAUAAAAUAUUUCAUAGUGCCUAUAUAAUUAUGCGUGUAGUUAUACCCACGUUGAAUACAAUAUUAGGGACUUAGUGCAGUUUAAAUAAUCUGAAAACAUAAAAUGUUCAAGUAGGGAUUUUAUAAUAAUCAUAUUAUUGCGAUGUGUUGUAACGACGGUUUUUGUUCAGAGUUAGUGGCCCAAGAACCCAAAUGAAAGGAUUUUCAUACAUAUUAUUAUUAAUGUAUAAUAUUAGAAAAGUAUAAACAUAGCCGCAGUGACGGCAUGCGGAAAGAGAUUUAAACUUCCGAAGUCUUUUGAAUUUUUCCUUAAUACCGUGAAACUUUACGUAGGUAUCCAAUUUUGAAAAAUGACUCAACCCUCGAGUACUUAGUAAUAAUGUUCGAUAUUUUCUUUGGAAAUUAUUAUUCAAAUGAUUUUCAUCUGUGAAAUUAUAUUAUUCUACGUUGGAUGUAUUCGUUAUGACUGCCGCUGCACAUAUUUGUAUAAAAAUAUUAUCAUGUAGUAGGUAGGAGUUGGGUGUUUACACUGUGGGUUUAUUUUUAAGUGAACCAAAGUGUAUCUCGGGAAAUAUUCGUAACUUUUUUAUAUUUUAUAAAACUUUUAACAAUAUAUACCUAAUUCCAUAUUUUUCAUAAUUUAAAUUUGCCCGUAGGUUUAUCUCAUUUUUUUUUUUUAGAUUAUUUGAGACUUUUAGAUUUUUUAAUAAAAACUCCACAUUAUAUUAAUAUUUUAAGAUUUAAAUUAUCAAAGGAAUAUCGAGUUUUCAAAAAUAUUAAUAUACGCAUUAAAUUAAGUGCUAUAUAGAUUAAAAUACUUCUGAAAAUAAUUUUAUAGUGUGUAGGUGAAGAUGCUUUUCGUUUUACUUAGACGUAAAAACGUUUUUCUCGAAAAAUAUUUUUUUUUGCUUAGUAAAAUAAGUACCCCUGAUUACCGGCUUUUCCGGGUUCUUAACAGAUUUUUUUAAAACUUAAAAAAAAACUAACAGUAAAUGUUUCAUUGUUCGUUACAUUGGUUCUAUUUGUAUUGAUUUCUGGGUUACCUUAUUUUGACGUUAAUAAAAGGAAACAAGAAAAAUGUUAACAAGAAAAAACACGACUAUACGAGUUUACCAAGUUACACUUUGAAUCGUUAUUUUAUUUUAGUGAUUUAUUCGUUGUUUUUAGUACAUAAAUUAAAUUAUCCACCGUAUAUCUUACACGUUUUUAAUCUUUCCACCUACAUUAAUGGCCUGGUGCAAAGUAUAUCGGCUUUUUUAAAAAUUGUUACAUACUAUUAUAUUUAAGUAAUUUACUUGUUGUACCUAACAAAAAGAAACUUUUAACUAAAAAAAAAAACUAAAAAAAGAAAUUUUUAUUAAUAUAAAUAAAAUUAUUUAGUUUUAUUUUAGAUAAAUUUAUUUUUAUUAAUUAUCUUUGGUUUUAUAAAAGAAGACCUUAUGUCAAUUUUGUAUGGUUUUCAAAACAAGUAAAAUAAAUAUUUAAAAUACAUAUCAUGUAGUUUCUAUAAACUAAUACACGACAUACUCAAAUUUUUAAAAUACAAACAUUUAUGAAAUUUAGGCUAAAAAAUUAAAGGAACACAAUUUUAUACACCAAAAUAAUAAAAAAUAGCCAACAAUUACCUUAGGCUUUUUUUUCCUGGCACUGAAGGUAUAAUAUAUACCAACAACAUUCUGUGCAUAGUUCUAUUGAUAGUAGUAUAGUCUUAAGGGACUCGGUGCCAGUUUUCAAUUUAUUUUCCAUUUUUAUGAAAUUUGAACAUUAUUUUUAACAUUUUGAUAAUCACCAAAAACUAUCAUCUCUUUAGGGGUAAAAGAACCAAGAGACCAAGAGGUUGUUUUUACGAACAAAUAUGACUUCAAGGGAAUAUAGAUAACUCCUAAAUUACUACAAGUCAUAAUAUAAUCAGUUAAAUAUUAUUAUAGGAAUAUUUUUAAAAUAAUAAUUUGGAAUAUUGUACGCAUUAAAGUUGGAUUUUAAAUUAUGGCAUUAAAAACUUACAAUUUACUUUUUUUGAAGACAUACCAUCAAAUUUGAGAUUAAAAAAUAUUGGAAAACGAAUUUAAAUGCGGGCAUUGUAGGAAGUCUUCCUCUUUUCAAAAAAAUAAUUAUCGUCAAAAUUUGAUCAUUUCAAUUCGGAGGCAUGAGAGUUUUUCCGGUUUCUUAUAUAAAACAUGUUUUUGAGACAUAAAUAAUGUUGAUACCAAGCCCCUUAAAUGAAUGAAAUUCGAAUUCGGAACUAGUUAAAUCUUUUGUUAUACUUGUUCGUAUAGUUUUUGGGAAAUCGUUAAAAAAAGAAUACGGUUUAUUGUAUUUAAAAUGUUUUAACUUUAUUAUUCUGGGAAAAAUUAUGUAAAAAUUUAGAAACGGGUUAAGUGCUCUUUUAAUGAUUCCGGAACUCGAGUUUUAUAGCGGUAAAACGGUUUAAAUAUAUAGGGCAGAUACAAUAUUGCAUAUUGCAUAUUAUAGCAUUUCAGAUUACAAGAACUCACGUUUCAAUAAUGUAAAAUGCUUUCAUACGUCAUAAUAGUAUAUAUUGUUAUACAAGAACUGCAUGUUGAUUAUUUUUGAGCAUGAAACAAGUAUUUUAAUUAGGUAUAAAAGAAAACGGAUUACGUAAUAAUCGGAUUACUACGCAGUAGUACAGAUUCUACGUUAUACGUAGAUUUGUAGAUACAUAAUUUUAAUUUACAUAAUCAUAAUUUAAGACAUUUAUUUGUAAUUUUGAACAAGUGUAUACAUCAUGUAUUUCAGUUACUUCUUGUAUUAGUAACGUAUUAUUCUGAAAAUCCGCCUAGUAAUUUGUUUACAUUUCAUUUCCGUCUCACAAAAAUGAACUCUGGUGGCGUCAUAUGCGUUGAGUAUAUUAUUAUAGUCUCACACUAGAUUUUAUUAUGGCCAUUUUGAGCCAUAUAAACAAAAUUAUGGUUUUAAAUUAUUUACGAAAUCAGGAAGCAUUUUGACAUAUACUUUACAAUGUGAGUCCUAAAUCAUACUACGUGAUGUGUAAUUUAUAUUUCUGUCUUUUUAGAUAUCUUAUUUUUGGCAACAUAACUCGUAUGCAGUCGAAUAAAUAAUUCUAUACUGUGUAAGUCGGUCGUUCUUUGUUCGGAUUUGUAUGCGGGGGUAAUUUUUCUGUUUUGAAAUGUUGUAUUCGAAAAAACGUGUCAUAUAUUAUGUAUUUACAACACACUCGUUUUUUCGAUAUUAAAAUGUUGACCAUUUUUUUUUCAAGCUGAAAUCCGAGAUUAUUUCUUGAUUUUGAAAUUUUGUAAGUGCAUUAAUUUCUAAUUAAAAAGUUAGUCGUGGUUUCCCCGCUUUAAAAUCACUACAAAGAUGACAAUAAUACGAGUAAAAUGUAUACGUAUAAAAUUUGAGUCCUUAUUGCCAAUUGUGUGUAAAUUAAUUAUUCUUCCCCGCCUUCUAAAAAAAAUGUCGAAUCACUCGUUUCACUCGAGUCACUAGUGAGUUAUUAGUCAAGGGAAUAAUAAUUCUACCCGAAAUGUUUAAUAAUCCUAAAUUUAGCAUUUAACAAUAGUAUUGUUAAAUCGUUCAAUUAUUUUAUACGAAACUAAAUACAUCACCUGUAUUUCCUUUAUCACGUGCAUUGAUAUGUUAAUACCUAAGUAAUUGUAUUUGAUAGUUUAAUAGUCACAUAUCUUCCAUUUGAAUCAUUUUAACGUAAAUCAAAUUAAAUUAUACGCAAACAAGAGUCGACAAAAUACAUUUUGCAGUUGACGAAGAGCGAUGACGCGCUAUUGAUGAAUUAUUCAGAAGGUUAAUUAUGUCACAGCAUGAUAUUCGUAAUAAUAAUAUAUAAUAAUUAGUCGAUCUUCGUUAAGAAGUGGUCUAUUAAAUUAAUACAUUAUGUCGAUAAUAUAAUUUUAUUUAAACAAGAAUCGUCAAAAUUAGCUGACCUAAUGUUUACAUGUUAUUUGGUACUGACGGUGUAGUUGGUGUAUUAUAAUACGCAAAUUGAAAAGUUUCCAUCGCGUACGUAAAUAAUAAUAAAUUACUGUAUUAAUUUAAUUAAUAGGUUCAUGAACAAUAUACAAUAAACCGCUUUGAAUUGAUACUAUUGAAUUAAUUUUUAAUCGAUUUAAUUCGUAUUAUAAACGUUUCGUUUUUGAAUUUCUUGGAAUAUUGUUAUAGGAUUAAAAAUUGUCAGUAGGUAUGUUAAUAUUUCUCAGCGUGUGAACAUUAUAUUAUAUUCUCGUAUAGUAUUCGAAUUAUUAUUCAUUACGUGACAUUUAAUAUUUUCAAUAUUAUUGGAUUCCGGACUGAUGGCGGAGGUAAUUUUUAAUUCUCGACUCGAUGGAUUUCUUCAUGUUAAAAACUAAAAAAAAGCCCAAACGGAGUUAAUUUGCGAAUGAUUUCAAAUAUUAUACUAGUUAUGUAGUUAAAAUGUGUGUUUACGAGUGUGAAAUCGAACGAUUUUUUUUAAAAUGAAAAAUCGUUUCUUAUACCUACCUGUCUUCAGACAUAUUACGUGUAUAUAUAUAUAUCAUCUGCGAGAACGGACCAAGUGUUUUUCAUUAAAUUUGUUGUGCUGAACAAAUAUAUCCGUACAAUUUAUAUUAUUACGGAACACUACACUUUCCGAGAGCGAAAAGUAUAUUUUUCUUUUAGGUUUUAUGUAUUUAUUUUAUUUCUAAAUUUCAACUCGAAGGGUAUUAUUUUGUUCAAAAACACCACCAGCGUUGUGACGCUGUCUUAACUAUUAUAUUUUUGUAGGUAUACACAAUUGACCGAUGGUCAAAAUAUUAAAGUGAAUUAUUUAAUUGUAGGAUAAUCAGUUUUAUGAAAUAUUGUUUUUAUUUAUUUUUUAUUUUUUAUUAGUACCUACCUAUAUAUUUUUUUUCUUCUGAAAAGCACUUUUAAAAAGUGUUCCGAGAGUUUCAAAACUAUUAUUGUUUAAAGUAUCGUCCAUUGACUCCACAUUAAUUUUGACGUAACAGUGUUUCCUUAUAUAAGUCGAUAAAACAUAAAAUCAAUCACCGACCAAAACGACUACGAUGCUCGUUCGUAAUCGAUUAUAUUUUGUUAUUUCAUUAGGUAUGACAGCGAAAUUUGGAUAAUUGUAUAUUAUACAAUAAUACAAUCGCAUAAGAAGUGUUUACAGGUUUUUUUUUUAGCUUCUAUACGAAAUAAUAAGAAUCUUGAGAAGAAAAACGAGCUGCGGAUUUAGCGUAUAGGGCUUGAAAGUGAUUUAACUGACAUUGUUUAACUUAUGUAUUAGCUUUAUAAUUUCCUACGUUAACGCGAUAAUAUAUAGCUGUGUAAAUAUUCCUGGAAAUCGUGUUCUACCUAGUUGUUCAAUAUUGACCCGAGGAGCGUCUUUAUAAUUGCGUGCACAGUAGCUUGUUUUCAAUUAAUUCGGACCACGUUCUCUUAAUACCUACCUAUUAGGUGCCUAAAUUACGGGUUAUAUACACUAGUGGAAUACUAAAUGUAUAAUAUAAUUCGCAGUUGAGAAAACAGAUUGUAAAUCAGCAUAUUUAACGAUUUUCAUAUCUUAUAUUAUUAGCCUAUAAUUUUAGUUAAAAAUAAAUCCAUUCGAAAACGAUCAAUGAUUUAAAUGUAAAGUUUGAUAUUGCAGCAUGAUUAUUAUCAGUGUUGUAUAAAGAUAAUAUAUUUUAAUAUAUCUUGAUAAAGAUUAAUAAUCAGAAAUUUUAAUCUAAAUAAAAAAGAUUAUUUUAUUCAUUAACUAUCGUAAAAAUAAGUGUUAAAAGUAGUACAAGUGUACUAGAUUUGAUAGUUACAGUGAAUAUGGUAAAACUAUUGAUAGAAUAAGAAGCAAAUCCCCCCUAUCUAAAGUUUAUCACAAUUGACAUAAAUGCUGUUCAAUAAUAAAAAUUGUAUGAAUUUGAUUCUAAAAAUACUCUAAAACUGUUUACGGUGUUGUAUAUACCACUAGUUAUUUAAAAUCAUUGUCCACGUACCUAGGAAAUAACAAAAAUUAUACAGACGGUCACAUAAAAGUUCAAUACUGAAAAGAGUGAACUAUGUAACCGACCGUGGAAUUUCGUUGAUUACAACAUUCAACGGAAUACUUAAAAAUCUAGAAGAACAAAAUUAGGUAGUAUCUUUUGCAAGUAUUUGAACAUCACUAACAGAAGUAUCCAAACAAAAAUAAAUCGAUAAUAGACACUUGGAAUUUUGUAAGAUACAAAUCCUUGACUUAUUAUUUAAAUUAUACAUAUAUGUGUUACGUAAAAGUACGAAUACUGGUAAAACCUAGGAUAUGCAAACUAGUUAGGUUAAACCCUGAAUGAUUUUUGUAGUUUAGACUUUUAACAAUGAUAUUUAUUAAAUUAUAGGCUAAACAAAUAUUGGUGUUGGUAAAAUCCGUAAUUUCAUUUUUCUUUUCAACUUAUCGUGUGGUUUUUUUUUGGCCGUUGCGUUAUAUUCGUGUAUUAUACAAUUUAUAGUAUUACAAUAUUAUGCGUACAAUUUUUACUACACAAAUUAUUAUUUAUUUGUGCAGGUUUGCCAGGAUUUGCUAAAACUAAUGUUAUUAUAAUGUUUUAUAUUUCCUAUUAAACAAAUAACAUUCUAACAAUUCUAUAUUUAUAGUUAAUAAAUAUUAUAAAAUUGCGUACUUAAAGUAAUAAAUUCAAUCAUGAAAGUUGUAUUUUAAUUUUUUCAACAUUAUAUAGGCAUUACAAUUAAUAAUUAUUAGGUAUUUAUUGAUGUAAAACAACCGGUUAAAUUUUUAGUACUGUCUAAAAAAUGCUCUGAAUUGAAAAAAAAAACUUUUAGAUAGUUGGACUUUUUUGCGAUACACUAAAAUAGAUUUGUUAGAUGUGUUUUUAAACUUGUUGGAAUUUAAAUUAACUUUUUCAGUGGUUCUUUUAAAUUUUAUAUUAUUGUAGUGCAGAGUGUGUACCUGACACUACAUAUAUAAAGUGAAAUAUUUCUGAAACUUUCUAACAAAUUCUAAAAAUUGUCUAACAAUGUCUAAUAACUUUGAGUAGGGUUUAUUAGAGUAGUUUCGUAAAGUUGUGCUAUGUUUGUAGUGCCAGCUUCACGUAGGUGUUAAAGUACACAUCUAGAUUUCAAAAAGGCUGUAACCUAAUAAUUUAUUUAAUUAAUCAUAUUAAUAUAAAUUGAAUAUUUUACUUACUGUUUUUAUUAAAUACCUAUAUAAAUUGAAAUUUUUACAAUUUAUCGAGAUGAAUUAAUUACUAAUAAUUAUUUAUCUCAUAUAAUGGCUCGAGUAGUUACUGAUUUAUCUAUAUACGACAAAAGUUAAAAAUAUACUUAUAUAGAUUAAUUUAUUUAGAUAAAACACAACACUGAUGAUUAUGUCAUACACAUUUAUUAAUUUUUAUCAUAAUUUAAACAAAUAAAAUCUUGAACAAUAAAUGUAGGUAUAUGGUCUUUAUGGUAAUUUAAUGUAAUUAGUUUUAAUUAAAUUUAUAUAUGUGUAUAAUAUAAUUAUUGUAAUAUAGUUAUAAAACUAAUAAGUACAUAAGGGUUUUAAACCUUUGAAAUAAUAAAAAAAAAAAAGUUAUUUCCACUGAUGGUUAGAAAAAUAGUACCUAUAUAAAAUCCUAAAAGACGCAUUGAGGAGACGCUAUUGCGGUGGUUUUAUAAGGACUAUAUAGGCUUGGUCAUAGAAAAAUAUAAGGGCAUGGCGGGUGAUUUAUUGUGUUUAAUGUUUUCCAGUGUUAUUUCAAAUACGACAACUUGAAAAUAUAUUAACUGCUAUAGGAGACGUUUACGUCAUAACAAUCCACACCAAUUAACAUGAUGUGGGAAAGUGUAGUUUAUGAAGAUACACCGUCGUAUAGUAUAAACAAAAAGCGUGGGAAAUGAGUACGAGGAGAACAAAUUGAGAACUAUAUAUUAUUAUGUAUGUGUAUGUAUAAUAUGUUUGCGUUUCGGGUCACUCGGUACUUUUGUAAUACUCCGACGCACAGAUAUUCAUAUUUGUUUUAUCUUCUAAUGUUGUCUACAGUAAUAAGUGAUGAGAUUUUAAUCGAUUGCAGUGACUUAACAUUAUAAACGUAUUUAAAGUCUGUGCCAUAUAACGACUUUGAAACUGAUUCGAUACGAAUACAAAACAUAUCCAAAUCGUACUAUUUUACAUAUAGGAUGUCACACCGUGUUUUGCGGAUUUUUGUGUAUCAAUUAUAUUCAAUUUAUUUUAAUUUUGUUUUUAUCAAUGGAAUUUUCUUUCAGGAAGCCAUAUUAUAUUUAGAGAAAAAUUAAAACUUUUAUUACUACCCCUUGAUCACCAAACAUAAUACAUUUUUGAAAAUAAUAAUUUAAUUUGUCUCUACAUUACGUAUGCCUAUAAUAUGUAGCCCCUGACAUAAAAUCUAAUUUGGGAAAUAAAAUUUAUAAAACUGACUAUUAACAGAGGUAUAAAAACCCGAAGAAUACGAUUAUUUUUUUAGGGAUAACACUAACUAGUGUUCACGGGGUAUCUAUAGCCUGUAGGUACGUGGUAUUAUAUGCGUGUUACCACAUACAUAAAUUUAUAGUAUCAAAUAAAUCUGUGACAUCAAUAUUAAUUACAUACUUAGGAACACAGAUAGAUGAGAUUUGAGACCAAACACAAGAAAUUUCAAUACGAUUUGAAAUCAAUUAUUUUAUUAAUAAAUUUCAAUUAUCUUAUAUAAUUAUUAUAGGUCUAUGGUUUUAUACUCUUGUUGCAGUUUUUACCAAACUUUCGUUUUGGAUUCACAGUAACCAUAUAUCAACGUAAAAAUACAUAUAACAUAAUAAUACAAUUUGACAGACAAAUAUUUUAUUGGUUCAUUGUAAAGAGGAGAAACAAAUUAUUAGAUAUAAUAAAUAUCUCUUUUUAAAUUUCUUCUUCACACUUAUCCAAAAAGAAAAAAAAAAAAGAAGCUUUAUAACAGUAAAAUAUUUUUUUUCAAUAUUGCAUAGUAUUUUUAUCCGAAGUCAUUUAUAAGUCAUUUGUAGCUAUGUAUAGCAUUCAUAUAUUUUGUUUUCGUUUCGCAAUAAGUAAUUACGUAUUUACGUCUUGAAAUAAUUUCUAUUCGUUUUGCGAAAUGGACGAAAACAUUAAAUGGAUACGAUUAUUUUAUAUAACUCAUUAAAGAUAAUAUAUCAUUUUUCAAUAUUUAUUAUUUUAAAUUAAUUGUUUUAUUCUGUUUGUCUACAUAUUUUUUUCACGUAUAUAUUAUGAUAUCUUCAUAGAACUUUAGCUAUACAUAUAUACUUCCGAAAUUCUUAUUAUAAUAACUAUUAUCUCGAGUGCAGUAAUUGGACAAAUUCAAUUAAUUAAACUAAACAAAGCAUUUUAAAAUAAUAUAAUAUUAUAUCGUUAUCAACUCCAAAUGUUCUACAUUUGAAUAAAAAAUAAUAAUAUAGUCAUGUUCAUCAGACAAAAAAAAUGUAUAUUUUUUAAUUAAUGUCUACUUUUUAUUUUUAUAUUUCGUACACGAGAGACUCGCGACGGUCGAAAUGCUUUUUAUGUAUCUAUUGAUUGGUAUUAUAAUAACCCAUACUAAAAAUGUCAAAAUAACUAAUCGACCUGACUAAUGAAUAACUAAUCUGAUACCUACGUAGGUAGAUAAUUAUAUUAUUAACGAGCUGAUAUUUUUUGUCGAUACUGUUUAAUUAAAAUUACCAUGGACAACAACAUAAUGAGAAAUGCAGAUCUUAAAUAUACAUAUAAGUGAAAUUCUUUAAAUUAUUUAUUUCUCGCAUUCAAAUAUACUGAGUCAGAUUAUUUCAGUGACAACAAUGAACUACUAUAAUAAAUUGGGAUUCGAAAAUAGGUAUAAAAUAUAAAUCUUUAGUUGGAAAAUAACAUUAGUUAUACUUCGAAAACAUUUUAAUUGAAAAUUAUUGUAAUUAAUAAACAAUUUUAUUUUUCUCGUUUUCAAUUAUUUGAUUGGUUUUUUCGCAGAUCUUUGUUGAUCUCAUUUUUUCGUAAGUUAAUGCUCCUUUCAAAAAUUUUAACUAACCUUCGGCCAUCGUUGUCCUUAUCAAUGCUUAUCAUAAUUGGUUUCAUUUUUGUUUUGAACAUGGCCUUCGAGGAUCGCCUUUUAUAAGGCUUUUCGUCAAAAAAUUGUGACGCAUUAAAUGACCUUAUCAUUAAGUCCUUUCUGACUUUAAUAUUAUCCAAAACUUUUUGAUUUUCCUUAAGUCUGUUCAAUGCUUUCUGGUUUUUUUUUUACAUUUUAGAUUCUGAGUGGAGUGAAGAAUUUAUGGUUUUUGACUUAUGGUAAGCUAUGGUUUUACAAAGUUGUUAAUUUUUUUAUAAUUUUUUUUUAUCUGAGAUCUUGUUACAAUUUUAAAGUUUAGCACCUUUUCUGAAAGGUAAUUUUUCUAUUUUCUUAGGAGUUUUUCAUCAUAUGUGAAAACCGUAAAAAAACUGAGGAAAAACAGGAAAAUGUUCGAAAUAUAGAUAUAGAUAAUAGUUAAACAAUUUUACGGUCUCUGGAUCAAGUUUCUUGAAAAAUAAAUCGUUAUUUUGAGUAAUUUUUGUAAUAAUUGGUAAAAAACAGAAAAACACGGAAAAAGGAAACUGAAAAAUUUACAGCGUUAUACCUCCACGUAAUCCUUUUAUUUAAAAUUUGUUCCCUUUAUGUUUUCUAUCAGGCAUUUUAAAAAUAAGAAACCUUGUUUGUUAAAUUUUUAAUCUAGCUAGUACUCACGAUAGUUAUUUUUGAUUUUUCCAGAAUUUUUUUUAAUAACUGAGCAAAAUUGAAAAAAAAAAAACGUUGAAAAAACGAAAAUAAUGCUUUUAUUGUUUUCAAUUUUAUUAGUUUUUUUUUGGUGUAAUUCUGUUAAUAAUAUUUUAAAAAGACUUGAAAUUUUGACAGAAAACUUAUAUUUACUUUUUCUUGACGUGGCAAAAUUAUUUUUGUUUGGUAAGCACUUAGUGGAUUCAGUUUUUCAACCAAAGCGAAAUACUUGAACAUUUAAGAGGAGGUUAGUUACACGUUGUACUUACUGGUUUAAAAGUUUUAAAAUCAAAUUUUGACGAAGAUCGUAAAUAUUACGGCCUUUAAAGACACGUAUAAUCGAAUUUCGCUUCGAAUCGUUUUCGUUAUCGUUGAUUAUAUAGUUAUACAUUAAAUUACUCUAUAUAUCUUACUUUAUCCACUUCCCACUUACAAUAAUAGCACACCCAGUGUCUAGGGGGAGGGGUAUUCAAGAAUUAAGAGUUAUAGUUAUAUUUUUUUUGCCUGUUGAAAUGUGUUUAUUAAUUCUACGUUAAUUUUAAAACAUAUUACAAUGUAUCAAAACUAAAUAUAUUAUACGAGUAUUAUAUCAGGUAGUAAAGUUAAUAAUUAAUAUUAUGCCUGAAUUAAAUAAAUAUUAAAAUAUAGUGAAUUUUGUAUUCUGUGUUUGAUAAAAGAGCGCCAGUUCAAUGUUUUGGCCCGGGUUGAAAAAAUAUGUAAGAUCCGGCACUGUGCAAACCCGUCUCGAUUAUUAGCUCUUUUUAGUAAAAUGUAUAACAUCCGUAAAAACGAAUAUCUAUUUAAAUUAAAUACUUUUUCUAAACACUUGUAUAUGAUAAUUGAUUAAUUAUUCUCGCAAUACGAUAAUGAAAGACGCGUAUUGAUAAAUUAAACCAUAAAUGUAAUUGCUUUUUAAUCGAAUGAAGUGGAAGGAACAAAUGAACAAAAUAGGAUAAAUAUUUGUGUCUGAAUGAUACAGGAUGCCAGUAUUUUCAGGUUUUUGUUUACGUGUCCCUUGAGGAUUCCGCCUAACGUUUCAAUACGUUAGCAACGAGAUAAAAAGAAAAUCGAACAGUGUAUUAUGUGGGAGUUUGCAACAUGUUUUUCAAUUGACACUAUUAUACUGCUGUGUUUGAGUUUUUUGUGUCUUGAUUAAAUUGAUAAUUGUUUUUAUUAGAACAAAACGUAUGCACUUAACAAUUGUUUUAAUUUAUUUCACGAAUUUCGUAACGAUCCGUUCGGUACCUAUAGUAAAUAUUUAAUGUUUUAAUCAUUACCUUAUACGGGUUAGUUUGCGCAAAAUAUAAAAUUGUAUUUUCUAUCUAGUCAGAAAUUCGUCAAAAGUAAAAAGUAUACUGAAAUAAAAUUAUCGUUUUUAAGUUUGAAAAUUUUAAUUGCGUUUUUUUAUAUAGUAAGUUCUUCCGGUUUAUAUUUUAUAUAUAUAAAAAAAAAUCAAUAAUAUAUCCUCAUGUACCCUUUUUAGAAAAUUAGACAUUAUUUAUCAUCUAUCAUAAUAUAUUGUACACAAACAGGGAGUCAAGCGUAUAAUUUUCAUAAGAAUCGCUUAAAAUCGUUUCAAAUAACCUCGUAGUUGAUAUAAGAAUACGGUUUCAUCACGAAAUUUUUGCUUUUUUAUAAAACACCUAUUCCAGAUAAAUUAUAAAAUAAUGUUUAGAAACAAAGUGAUGUCCGUAUAUUUUCCGAACUAUUAUAAAUACCAAAGUUAUGGACUUAUGGUUAUUAAAAUUAACGAACUGACACAAUGGCGUAUCAUAUUAUAUUGUAGACGAUUUUAUUAUAUUAUAUUUUAUCAACUUCAGAAUAAUUUUAUUUUUAAAUCGAUCAAAAUAAUUAUGAAACUUAAUAUGGUUAAACAAGUACAGUUAUAUAUAUCAGGGGUGGCUAAAACGAGGCUCGCGAGCCACAUACCGCUCUUAAAUCAGUUUCGUGUGGCUCUUGAACCAGGCUUAGACUAAAAUGAAUAGAUAAAUAAUUCCGUUAGAAUCGUUAGAUAGUGUUUUAUAUAUCAUUGCGUAUCGCAGUUUUAUUAGUUUUAUAUGGUUUAUUAAAAAAAAAUUUGGAAAAUAAAACACUUAUCUCAACUCUAUUGGCAGUGUUCAGAUAUGUUAUGUUGAUACAAGUUUUUAAUAUUAGUGGUUCUAUCAUUUUCGUAAUUUACAGUGUAACUAACAAAAAAUAUUACUGAAUAAAAUAUUUUUAGAAACUUUUGUUUUAUUAAUAUCGAUAAUAUAAUUUUCUCAAAUUUUAAGGCAUUAAAAAUGACUAUUGUGUACACUUUUUUUUACUGCAUUAUUGUUUCAUUAUAAGAUACAUUGAAUUUUAGGACAUUUAUACAUCUAAAAAAUAGUACAUUUUUUUUUAAAUUUAAGUAUAAUUUUGUUUAACCGACUAUAAAAUAUUAGGUAAGUACUUAUCAUUUUGUUAAAUAGCCAACGAUAUUAUUAUAUUUGUUUGGUUUAAAGCAUUACGGCAUUAAAUAUUAAAACGAACAAAAAAAAAAAAAAACGUGUUUUUUCAUCUUUUGUAAUUUAUUAUUACAGUGCGUAUAAUUAAUAUUUAUACGGUUUUUAUUAUUCAUCCGGCUAAAAAAUAAAAUCCACCGUCGUUUUAUUUGUAUAUUAAUUUUUGCGUAUGAAAUGUUAAUUUUUUAAUCGUCGUUUUUACAGUUUUUAUAGUCGAUCAUUUAUGCAGUAUGAAUCUAAUAUCUUUCUUCAAAAAAAAAAAAAAGAGAAUCAUUGCUUAUGAAAUAUAGUUUUGAGUGAACUUCAAUUAAAUAAAUUUAAAAAAGUAAUUUUUACAAUUUUUGUUAAAAUUUGAAUUUCUUUCCUUGUUUUUCUAAUUAUUAAAAAAAAAAUAAAGAAAAUUAAAAACCGAUAUUUUCAUGUACCACUUUGAUCUGAAAAAGCUUGGACUGGAGAAUUAUUUCUAAUAGAAAAGUUGUUUAUAGACAGAAAACAUUUAAAAAAAAGUACACUACCAAUAUUACAAUGAAUUAUUGUAGUAAAAUCAUUAUAUUCCAUGUUAUGAUCAUCUUUUAAAGUAAAUAUUACUUCAGAUGUUACAGCGUAUCUCACCAUGUUCGACGGAUUUUCCUUGCGCUGUUAAUACAUUUUUUUCGAUUUUUUUUAAUCUGUUUGUCCCUGAAAAAAAGAAACAUCGAUUUGGGAAAAAAUUUAAUUUUUAUUUUUAUCCUCUAAAGACAAAAAUAAAAAAAUAACUAUUUAUUCACUUUAGAAAAUUUUAAAAAUAACCAUUUUGUAAAAAAUAUCAUACAAACAAUUUUUAUAUAUCACAAUUUCAUAUUCAAUAAUUUUUUAGUUAUAACCGUUUUCACGCCUAUUUUAAAAAAAAUUAAAACAGCUAUAAUUGAGAAACUAUUAAUCUGAUAUAAAUGUAUGAUACAUUCAAAUAUUAAAAUUUUUAGAAUAAUAUUUUUUUUACAAAAUGGCAUUUUUGAACAUUUUCUUAAGUAAAUAAAUAAAAAGUUAUUUCAUUUUUUUAUUAAUUUUUCUUCAAAUUGAUGUCCUUCUCGAAGAAAAAUCAAACAAAUGUAAUAUUAAUAAGGCUAGGAAAAUCCAUCGAAUACUGUGGGACACAUUGUAUUUCAAGUAAAUAUUUAAAAUACACGACGAGAUAGAUGCUUCUUUUUUAUUCUGACUAUAUAUGAGAAAGUAUUUAUAGUUUUACAAAGUGUUUGCUUUUUUAUCUUUGGAAAAAUGUUUCAAAUUAUUCACAUUGUAUCUUAAGAUAUUGGUUUUACACUAUUGCAAUAUUUUUUUUUUUGUCUAAAAUAAUUAAUAGAUCUUAAACAAUUUUCUAAACAAACUUUUAAAAAUCUGACAAAAAAUUUCAAUAGGUACAUUGGUUUUCUUUGUGUUAAUUUUUAGGUUAUAAGAGAAACAUAUUGCUAUUACUAUAAACCUAUGAAGCCUACAAGUUUAUCAAGUUCAAGUGAGAACCAUUAUUUUUUUUAUUUUUGUUUUUAUUUAACUCAUCGUUUCUUCCAGUUAAAUUAUUCUGUAUCUAAUACCUUCCAAACUUCCCAUAUACAACAGUGGCGUAAAACAGGGAGUAAAAAUAUUUUCGAUAACGUUUUGUAAAACGUAAAACGAAAAAUAUCGAAAACGCUAAACGGAAAAAAAUAUGAAACGUUCUUGUAUACAAUGAAAAACUAAAUUUUUCUACACGUUUUUACUCUCUGGUGCAAAGUAUGUUCGGAUAUUUUUCGAUUAAACACGUUGAUCUUUUGGUAUAAAAAUAUUUUUAGGAACGAAAUUGUUAAGAAUUUACAACGAUGAAAUAUUUCCGUCAAUUUUAGCUACUAACGUAGAGCUAUAAAAUCUUGUUUACCUAUUCGAAUUGUUAAAUUAAUUUUUAAAGUAUAAAAAAUGGAACGCAUCAUUAUUAUUAACCCUGUGGCUAUUUCUAGAGAUUUGAAAAGUGAUUCGCAAGUGUUAUUAUCCUAGUAAAAAUAAAUUAAUUUGUCAAAUUAAAGCCCUCGACGACAAGCCACCACGGGGAACUAUUUGCCACCUUUGUUAAAUUGUUUCAAAAGGGCAAGGUCGCUUUAAAACAGAAUUUAAAAUGGCUCACAACUAAUACUUUGUACUAUUUUGUCUUUCCGUAUUGACUUUUUUUAAAUUUAGGAACCACAUUUUGUGGACUGCGGGUGAAGUGAGAAAUGUAUUGGUUUUAUUUUAAAGAAAGUGCUACAAUAUGCUAAAUUUUAUUUCUUGAACACUAAAUAUGACUUAUAAUAAAUAUCGUGUAAAAAUGUUAAGUGUUUCUGAUCGGCCAUUUGAAAAUAAAAACAUAGUAGUGGUUUUACCCUCAAAAAUAAGGAUGACAAAAUAUAAUAUAAAUAUAAAAUUUUAGAGUAGCUUGUUUCUUAAAUGUUCUAGAAAACAAAUUCCGGAAAAAGUUAAUACUUUCCGAGAUAAUGAGUGUACCUACUUAAAUGAAUCACCCGCUAUAUAUAUAUCAUAGCUUAAAAAUUACUGACAAUUUUACUACAUCUAGAAAAUGUUUAUUUAAGUAUUCUGAGUAAAUUUCAGGUUCUUAUCAUUAUUUUUACUCGAAUUAUAAAACAAGAAAAACAGUAAAACAAAUUUAAAAAAAACGAACUGUAAAAUGUAUUGAAUACCUAAUACCUAUACAGUAAGACCCAUAAUUAUAUGUUGCGCUCAGAAUCUAAAACUUAAAAGUAUCUCACUCGUUUAGCUUACUAACAAAAUAGUAUGAUAGUUUGCUUGAACUCGGUGAAUUUCGAUAAAAUUUUCUUUGCUGUUCCGCUUCUAUAAAUUAUAGAAUUUCAUUAUGAUAUGUGCCCAUUAUCGCAUAGAAAUUAAAAGUAGUACCAUGGAUAUUUUUGGGAUCGCAUUAUGACUAUUAGUGAGGCAGCACUUUUUUAGAAAGGAAAUUUGACUGGAGAUGUACUUUAGGUAGGUUAUUUUUUAUUUUUCCAGGAGUUUUCCCAAUAAAUGUGGAAAAACCGGGAAUAAAUAUAGAAAAUACUAGAAAAUAGAUACAAUAUUAAACAAAUAUUAUUAAAAAAAAUAUAUAAUGUAAUGUAUAAUGUAUAAUGUAUAAUAUGUAAUUAUUUAACCAUAAUGCGACAUUAUGACACAUAAUAUUGUUGACAAAGUAACACUAUUAAUCGAACUCCGCUCGGAAUCGUUUUUUCAUUAGUAAUGGUUUAUCGUUACGUACAUACAGUUUACAUAUAUACAUUAAAUUUCCCUUCUACCUUUCCAACUUUUCACUUACUACAGUGGCCCACCCACAAGGGGAAUACGUCCGUCUUUUUUAAAUUUGAUACGAGUUUACAUAUGAAUGACAAUCAUUUAUACGGACAAUUUUGUUUUUAAACUCGAAUACGCAUGACUUAUGUGACGGACACUGAAUAUUGCUAAUCAUUUAUUAAUAAUAUAUUAGAGGUAUUUUUGAGGAAUAUAUUUAGCGUAUCGGCAGAUAAUAACGUUUAUAAUAAAAUAAUUAUAAUAUAUCAUUGUCGAAUGUCGAGCCAUAAUAAUUGAAUAAAUAAAUAAUUGAAAGCUUUACCAAAAAAAAUAACAAAACCAAAUUUAAAAAAAUCCCCAACUGAAUAUAUCGAAGAAUAUUAAUGCAUAUUAUUAUUUAGAUUAAUAGUCAUUUAAAAAUCGUACCUUUCAAUUUAAACGGUAUCUUUGUUUUAAACCAUGUGCAUUAAAUCAUAUAAAUUGUAUAUUUUUCGGAACGGUGUCAAUAAUUCGUUAUUGACGAAAUUUAAAUUUUGUUAGACAUAUACUUGAAAAUCGAAAUUAUGAGAUAGCAUUAAUUUUUUUUUUUUUUUUUUGUAGCAUCAGCAUCGCCAAAUUUAUUCGCUACAAUACCCGGUGCAAAUGAAACGGACCCAGCAGAUGCAAGAAAAAAUCAUUACGGGUAAAACCAUAGGGAGACCGUGGUUAGCCGCAGACAAGUCCGGAUCAGUAUGAACUGUGGGGGAGGGGGAUUAUCUCCUUCUGUGGACUUUUUUAUGCAUCAAUAUUUAUAUAAGAAUAUUUUUUUACUUGUUUCAUAUAUCUGUUAUGGAUUUUUUUUUACAAUUAUACAUACCCUUAAUGAGAUUUAAUUCGUUUGUAUUUUUAGAUUCUGAGCACAUUAAGCAGUGUUGUGGAGGUAUUUAGUUUAACUAUAAUGUACUGGUUUUACAGUGAUGUUUAUUUAUUUAUUUUUCCUGUAGACAACUUUUCUACCAGCAAUUUUUCUCCAAUUUACAAUGAUAGUACUUUUUCUAAAAGUAAAUCCGACUGAGAAGGUACUUUAAUGAGGUUAUUUUUUGAUUUUCUCUGGAGUUUUCUUAAUAAAUAAGAAAAGCCGAGAAAAACGUAGAAAAAACUGAAAAAUAGUUAUAAAAAAAAAGAAAUAUCUUAAAUUUAAAUUUUUUUAACGAUAAUCUUCAAAAAAUAUAGUGUUUCAAAACACGUUUAACCGACCUUCGUUCAGAAUCUGAUAUUUCAUUAAUAGUAAUUUAUCUUAACGUAUAGAUUUAAAUAAAAUAACUCUAUAAUGUAUCCAGUAUAUUCCCAAGUUGUUUUGCUCCGUUACGUUGGGUCGAAAUAUACGUAUAAGAGUUCGUGGUACUUGGGUGCAUAUAAUAUUAUUAUAAUCUCACUGUUCUGAAAAAUCUGCCAUUGUUAAGUCACAACGUGACGAUAAAACAUACCGUGUAGGAUCGCGAUACUAGUUUUAAUCCGGACUUGCGCGGUCAUAAUAAUAUAAUACUUUUUAAUUAUUAUGUACACACAAACGACAAUAUUAUGACAAUAUAUGACCACGUGUAACGCGUGAUUUUUGUUUCAUCCAAUUUGAUUAUAACAUACAGAUUGCAUGACCGUGUGGACCGAAGGAGAAGGCCACCUGUACUACAAAUCACGGAACAAUGACCCGACGGUGUGCGGCAUUUAUAUAAUAGCGAAACCAGAGCAGACGGUACACGUUUACUUCGACUUUAUGGACGUGCCUUGUAACAUGGGCGGUUUGAUAGCGGUAAGCGCAUGACAUUUCAAUAAUAAUUACUGCGGUAUACACAGAGUGCUUGCGAUAACCGUUAACCGCAGUGACCACUAGACUGGUAUAGCUAGGUAUAGGCGGGUACUCGUCAAUAAUAACUCUGCACGAAUUCGUUAUGUUCGAGUAAAAUAAUUUGGGUGCAUUUCCCUCCCCCUCUUCCCUCUAUCUUUUUUUUGUGUUUGUUUACCACAACGACAAAUUCGAUUAUGGCGCAUGCAAUCGAACGUUUGUAUUUUUUUUUAAUUAUACAAACUAACACUUGACAUAUUCUAGAUGAUGAAAAUUCCGUUUAAAAAUAAUUACAAAACCUACCAAGCUAUUUGUUUAGUCGGUAAACCGCAGCAGCAUCACGAGGACUGUAUAUGAGUUGCAAUAUAUUAUAUUAUAAUAAUAUAAAUAACCAUCAUAACAAUAUGAUGACUGCGAUUAUAGGAAACAAGCCAAAAUGCGAAAUAUUUACGAAAAAAUCGAAUGAAAAAUAAGGGAGGGAGGAACAAAGUUUUAAAAGUUGUAUAAAUUCAAAAACACUACCUACAUUUUUAUUUUAUCGAGAAUUCCGGUAAAUCGAAAAUACUUUCAUAAUAAAAUAUUAUAAUACUCCAUUUUUUUGAAGUUAACCUUUAAAAAAAAAAAAAAACAGAACUAUUUUAAAUUAUGUUAAAAAAAAUAAAAAUAAAAAUAAUAAUAAUAAUAACCAAGCUAAAUUAAAAUUAAUGUGAGCAAUUCAACUAUGCAUUUUAAAUUCUAAGUGAAAUGAGGAAUAUAUUGGUUUUACAAUAUAUAUUUUUUUUUUAUAUUUUCUUAUUUGUGUCUGUAAACAACUUUUAGAAAAAAAAUUAUGUAAGUUACGUUUUUAUGGACAAUACGCAAUUACACUAAAAACAUGCAAAAUACAAAUUUGCAGUAUUAUUUAUUUAAGUAUGAUCGAUAAAAAUCCAUUUACUGCAUGAAAUUGCUUAUAAAAAUAUGAACAUGCAUUAAAUACAAAAUCCGGUCCUUAUAUUUAAGUUUAUAAAUGUUUUAAUUGCAAUAAUUUAUUUAUUUAUUUAGCUACUUAUGCGUUAAUAUAUUUAUUUAUUUCUUUAAUUAUCUAUGUGGAUUUUUAUUUUUAUUAUUACGGUCAUCACAAUCAUAAAAUUUUACAUUAUACUUACCAUUGUUUUAAUUAGUAUGCUGUGUCACUUAAUGACAACCUAUGAAUACUAGGCAGUCCGCUCGAUUUUAAAAUAAAGUUGUUGGUGUCUCUCUAAAAAUUAUUUAUUUGAAUAAUCACAUUGUUUUCAAACAUUCAAUUUACAGUUAUUUUUUUAAAAUGAAUUAUGUUAAUAAUAGUUUAUUGUCCGGCUUUGUCGAUAUUGUAGUUUAACGUUAUAAUAUAUUAUUAUCUGUUGUGUACUACACGGAGUUAUUGCGAGUGAAAUAUUAAGGGCAUAAUACGAUUAAAUGUGUGGCAACCACACGAUCGCAAAAUCUGUCAAGUUCUACGUAUAGUUAACCAUAUCCUAAUAUUCAAAUUCUUGUGAUGUCUCGCCUUUACAGGUAAACAAUGCAGCAGAAUUAGGCCAACCGCAGUAAUACAUUAUUAUCACGAAGUGAAUAUAGUACCUAUAGCAUCGAUUUCCGUGUGAUGGUAACCACGGUGCAAACCGCCGCUGGAUCGAUGUACGAUAAUAUAAUACAUUAAAUGUAGUGACCACGACUAUCCAAUAGUGCAUGGUGGUGGCGAUAUAAAUAUCAUCAUCACUGUUGUAAUUAUUGUUAUUUGCACAUUGCAUAUCCAUGAAAUCAAUCAAUUUCUCAUUCAAUAAAUCAAGUUUUUUCCUUCUAACUUGGUUGAAAUGUAUAAUUUCAAAAUAAAAUUCCUAAAUAAAUCUUUUUUUUGUUGUAUUUUUGAGCCAUUUGGGAGGAUAAAAUCCCAAACCUCUUCCCUCCUCCAUAGUUAUAUAAUCUGGGGUAAAUUCUUGGGAGAAGGCAAGCUAUGGUAAAAUUUAAAAUCUAUUUAGUAUGAAAAAGAGGGGUUUUUAAGAGUUUAUUUCAUUGCCUUCAUCAAAUUCUUCAAUUAAUUGAUCAAAACUAAUCUCUCUUUCUGUUUCAAUGCAAAGAUUUGCAAUUCGAUUUAGUAAUUAUUUGAUUCAUAGAAAACUGUAGAUAUGUUUUAAGAUACUUUAACUAAGAAAAACUUCUCAAUUUAAUGCUGUGUUGGUACAAAUUUUCAAAAAUAUAAUUAAAUAUUUGCUUGACUUUCAAAUUCACUUUUCAAUUUUCAUCAAAUUUAUUAUUACAGUCAUAUACAUAUUUUAUUUUCUAAUAAAUCAUUUAUUUCACUUUUUUUUAACAUUUUAUUUAAAAUAGACAAAAUUCUACAUUCUAAUUAAUUUAACAGUUUAAAUUAAUUAGAUUAAUCUUGUAAAUACUUUUUUAAUAACCUGAUUUGAUGGGUUUUCUUCACAUAUAGUAUUUCACAUAAAGCUUGUAGAAUAUUGAGAUUGGUUUCAGAAAAACGAUUUGAUACAUCGUUAGUUAAUUUAUACAUCUAAAGAAGCUAGGUAAAUAAAAGUUUAUUUUAGUUUAUUUUUUCCGUCCAAUAUACUAAGCGAAACGGGAAUAAAGGCAAAAAGAAUUCAAAAAAUUGAAUUUCCCUCUCUUGCCUGUCCAGAUUUCGCUUAUGCUUUUCUCUGUCCUUCUUUAGGUUACUUCGUACUUAGUAAAAAUACGAAACGUGGACAUUUUGCAUGACCAGAUAAAAAUGUAAAUGACAGAACGAGGAUAAUGUACUAUUACUAUAUAAAUUUAAACAUAUAUAUUAAAAAGUAUUUAUGACAAGUGUUUUAAAAAUUGGACAAAUAGCAAAGCAUUGCUACAUCAACUAGUAUUUUUAUAAUUUUUUAUUUAUGCCAGUCUAUAUGGUGACAUAUUUAGUAACUUGGAUAGUUGGACUAACAAAAUUAUAAAAAGAUAGCCAACUAAUUUCUACAGAGUUUAAAAUGAUUAGGUACUGUAUUGACAUUUCUAUUCAUUUAAACGAAAUGAGUCACAACGUUUUCGAGAUUUUGGAGCGAUUUGUAAAAUCUUACAUUAUACUUUGGCUGAUAGUUGUAGUAAUAUUUAUAAUCAAAUUAAAUUUAUUUAAUCAACAUGAACAAAACAAAUUAAUCAAUUACACAUUUUUAAAUUUAAUUUAUUAUUAUUGUAGUUUUGAAUUAUAUAUUUUUACUAUGAUUUGCCAUAAUUUUUUAAAAUUCGUAUUAUAUUUAUUUUAUUUAAGUAUGUAGUUUAAUUUGUAAAUGUAUGUUUUAUAUACACAAUAAUAGUACAGUGUCUGCGUUUUGUAAUUUAUAUUUUUACCUGACCUAACAAAGUUUCCGAUUUUCAUAUUUUAAAUAACGCACAGUAUAAAGUGACUCCCUCUCCCUGUGCAUGCCACUGUUUAAGAAUCGUUAUUUUACUAAAUGUUUGCAGAUUUUUUUGUUCAUAAACUGAUUUUGUUGACUUAAGUAUAAAAAAAGUACAAAGUAUAUUCUAUGAUGAUCCGAGGAUGUUUUAAAUAAAAUAAAAUAAUUUAUUUUUUAUUUUUACUUGUAUAAAUGCAUCCUGAGUGGUGCAAAAAACUGUAUUGUAGUUAGGUAUUUUUGUUUAAUUUUGUUUAUAAAUUCAGCAAUUUUACUUUAUCUAUAAUACAAUGUAUAUUUAACAUUAUUCAUUAAUAUAUUAUAAAUUAUUAUCGCUUGUUGUAUAAUACAAGCUUACACUAAUAACAUAUAAAUCUUUAAUCCGAUCUGAUGGGUCUAUGUAAAAAAUUUCGUUCAAUUAAACCAUCUGUAUUCAAAUAUCCAACAUAUCCAAUAGUUUUAUGAUUUAUUUUCCCUAUAACGUGGACCAAUUGUUUAAAAACCAGAAAUCAAUAAAAGAAAUUGAAUGUGUCUUCUCGUUCCUACCCUCAUCAUAGUACUAUCACAGUUAAUCGUUAUUACCUCGUAAUUUAUCUUUUAAAAAAACGUUCUCCCUUGUUCGUGAAAAUCAAAUUAAAUAUAAAUUACAAUUGUUUUCAUUCGUAUCGCCAAGUAAGCCCAAAACUCGGUAAAUAAAUUUAAUUUUCCUUCCGAAAAUACCAAAACGCCUGUAUCAGCCAACCUUUGGUAGAUGAAUUUCGAGAUAAAAAUUAAAAAGCUAACUUCUUUUUGUUUUGUGAAUAUUAAAGGUACUAUAUUUUAUUCAUAUCGGAAUAAAACUGUACAUUUGAAUAGUUUACUGACAGACAUACAAAUCAGAAUUUCAAUGUUUUGUAUUAGAUUAUAAUGAUUUCACAUAUUACAAUAUUCGGACUCGGGAUGUGAAUGGGAUGAGAAUGUAUUAUCAUUUUGCCGGAUUAAAAAAAAUACCUCUAAUAAUAUAUCGACUCCAAAUAUAGCAUAUAAACAAAUAUCUAUAACAUUAUUAUUAAAAUAGUUCCGAUAUAACUAAAUCAAUUUUUAAUACAAAAUAAAAUUGUUUAAAAUUAAUAUACGCUAAUGUUUGCAUGUUUUGUUGGAAAAGUUUGAAAGGGGCAAAUUUAUGUAAAAUAAUCGUGAAUCGAUAUAUAAUAUAGAAAAAUAGUUUAUGGAAAAUGUCAUGUAAGAGCGUUUUUCUUAUAUUAACAGGUGUCGACGCAUAUAUAAUAAAACGCAUACUAAAUAAAAAUAUGGAAAAAGCAAUAUUUUAACAUAAACCGAACGAUAUAAUAUAAUAUUGGUUAACGUUUUUCGAUAACGAAAAUUGUUUCACUUUUUUGUUUCUUUUUUUCUAUAAAAUGUAUGUAUUACAAUAUUAUUAUUAGGUACCUAUUAUUUUUUAGAAUAUAUUAUUAUUUUCUCUCGUUUUGGAGAUGGUUUCGAACCCUAUAGUUGUCAAGGUGCUCGUUUUAUUUACUGCGAGUAUAUUAUUAUCUGCACAUUACAUGCCGAUUGAUUUAUUUCAAUUUUAUGAUAACUUUCCUUUUAUUUCAAAAGUAUAACAUAAGGUAAUUUACGGGCAAUUUAAUAUUAUUGAACUAAAAUUCUAUACGGUAUACAAUUUACGGUAUAAAAUAUUCGGGGGGGGGGGAUAUUUCUUAUCAUCAUAUUAUACUCUGCAUCAUAAAUAAUUACCAUCAUAAUAUUAGAAAAUAUGUACUUAAAAAUUUAUUUCUACUUUAAAACAAAAUAUUGAUCUAAUAAAUUGGUAUAUGGUGAAAAAAUAACGAUAUUAGUAUCGUAGCCAAAACAAACUUUGGGGGGGGGGCAUUUCAUUAUUUUUAACUAGUUUUUGUUAAGCUAGAAUACUUAUCACCUGUUAUUUUAUGACUAUUUUACUAUUUAUUUUUAAUAAACUCUUAGUUUUACAACGUAAAAUUAAAACCUAAUUAAAAAUUAAAAGCCUUGUAAAAGAAUAUACAGGCUGUCUUACGAAGAUAUUCCCCUUGUAUAUUUCUUGAGAUAAUAAAGAUGAUAAAUUCUGUUUUUUUUUUUAUAUUUCUCAAAGAGAAGAGGACCAAAAAUAUUUAUAUUUGAAUUAUUUUUUUUUUUAUAAAAAUAAUUAAAAAUAAAGCUUUAUUUUAUUAUUUUCGGAAAAAGUUAAGACAGCCAUUCUGUAAAAAUUAUUUUUCUGAAAAUUGUAAUGUAUUACACAUGUAUAUCCAAGUAACAGCCAUUUUAAAACUUAAUAAUUCGAUAUGUAUUGAUUAUUUUUGCGUGAAAAAAACAUAUUUCGAAUUUGUAGAGAAUUGUAUAAAGAAAUUAUUUGUAGAUUUUUUUAAAGUUUUAGCAUUAUAGAUACUUCAGUUGUUUUUGAAAAUAAAAAUCUGGACCCUAUUUAUAAUAUCACACUUGAAUUACGAUUUCGGAAAAGUGAAAAUAUAAUUUCAAUUUUUCCCGUUUAUAUAAUUAAUAGGAUAUGUGUCUUGAAUAUUUAUAAUUCCAAUAAUUCAUAAUAAUAUACUAGGUAUAUUUAUAUUACGUACUUAUAAUAUAGGAUUGAUUUAACAAUUUAAUAUUAUUUGUCGUCAGCAAUUAAUGUUACACCCGUCUCUCCCCGUCGUUUCGUCACUCGCAUUAAGCUGAUUGGUUUAUAAAUAAACACGUAAUUUCAAUAUAAAACCCAAUAUUAUAAUAUGGAUAUGAAUAAAUUAUUUAACGUCAUCAUAAAAGGGGAAUAUUAAUUAUUAUAGUCAGUUAGUGGGAAUAAUAAUUUUGACAUUUUGCAGUUGACAUUGUGUUAUCAUUUACCUAUAUACCCAGAAUAAAUUCGAUUUAAUAAAGUAAACAAAAUUAUUUUUGUACAAUGUUCACAAUAUUUUUUUGAAUAAAAUUAAGUAGGUAUAAUUAAGUAAUUAUUUUCGCGCUUAUUUUCUAGUUCUCUUGGUUUUUUCUUUCAAAAUACCAUUAUGAACAUAUUCAAUUACUAUUACGUAUGACUUGUAAGUAUCAUAUAAAAAAAAAAAAAAAAAAAAUGUAAAACUGAAAAUAAAUUCUGAAUACUUGCACUUAGCUGAUUACUUCUAUACACUUAAUAAUUCAGGUACUAUGUACACAUUAUACGAAAUAAAACAUCCGUGUACGUGGUGAACCCAUCACGGGUACAUCUAAAAAGAGUAAAACAUUGUCUCGAUUCUUAAAUUCGCGUUGGCUUUUUUUCGAAAAUAAAUAUGAAUGAUUUUUAGUUCUAUAAAAACAAAAAAAAAAUCGUUAAUUUGUUCAAAUAUUAAAAAAGUUAAACCUAAGUUUACUUUAUGAUAUUCGUAAAUUUUUAAAUAAACACUUUUUGUAAAUAAAAUUAACAUAUUUUUCUAAACUUUUAAGUAUGAUUGUAAGUAAUAAUCAAUUAAACAUACAAAACAAAUGAAAAUUAUAAAGUAUAAUUUAUUCAAAUAAAGUGUAAUAUUGAUAUUUACUGUAAACAGCAUAAAAAUGAAAAAAUAAAUAAUAAUAUUAAUAAAAAUAAAAACGGAGUUGUUGUCACUGUUGUUGGUGAGAAGUUUGGAAGGUAAAGGGGGGAAAUUUAAUGCAUACGAUUUAAAAAUAAUGAAUUUUGUAAAUUUUCCAGUUUUUUUUUUUACGUUUAUUUCUAUUUAUUAUGAAAACCCCUGGGAAAAUUAAAAAAAUGACUUCUUAAAGAAGUCGUACUUUAACAGUAUCACUCUAGUCAGAUUUUCUUUCAGAAAAAUUGCUACUCUUGAAAUUUGGAGUAAAAUUUCUGACAGAAAAGUUGUUCACAGAAAAAAAAUAAAUAAACCUUGUGAAUUCAAUACAUUCCUCGCUUAGAAUCUUAAAUGGUGAAAAAAGUAAUGUGAUUUUUCUAAAAAUAUCCUUGCUUUUUAGUAGUUGACUAUUAAAUUCUUCCAAAUUUUUAAGAUUCAUGGAUAACUCGGAUAAGUGUAAUUUUUUGAAUACUAAACCAAAUUUGACUGAAUCACUUUGUACAAGCUGUUUCAGCUUUUGGACACUUGCAGCAUCAUCUGUUAAACUUUAAAUCACGUUUUUAAACUCUUCAAAAUUAUUUGCAUAGAAAAGUGCAGUAUUUAACCAUGUUCACCAUCUUGUAAUAAUAGGUUCGGAUGGUAAAGGUAUAACCGGUAUUUCUUUUCUGUAUUUAUUUAUUCUUGAUGGUACUUUUAGGAAAGCUUUUUUUCCCGAAAUAAACGAAAUAAGUUACAUAUGUAUUUAAACUUUAAAUAGGUACUUAAUAUAUUACCAUUGUUAAUCAAUUCAUUAAUGUCGGGAUACAAUUCUCGAAUUUUCUCUAGAACUCUAUUAACUGCGUGCGUGCACCAUACAUAUAAUAUGAAUUAAUUUCGGGGAAAAUAUUAAAAUAACAUUUUUUCAGUAAACACAGGUUUGUUAUAUACGAGAAAAUAUAUAACCUUUCCAUCUGAUGAAAAUACUUCUUUAUAUUCAUUGUAAGGAGCAAUCUAAUUUGAAAUUUUACUUUUUAAAAUUUAUUUUAUUUUAGGCAUUACGUCGAAUAUUUUCACUGUGUGACCAAACUGAUCAAAGAAAUAGGUACUAACAGGGAGACUCACAUAAUUCGCUGUACUACUACGUUAAAUUUAAUUACUACCAUAUAUAUAUAGACGCUUAUCGCUCGCUAGGAUCUCCAAGCUUUUAGAAAAUUCCAGACGAACGAUAAACGCCUAUGAUUUAAAAACGUGGGAAAAAAAGUAAAAAUUGCAAAAAUGUCGAAAAUUGAAAAAAAUUGCAUUAUAAAAUAGGCAGAAUAUUUUUAGUCUAUAUCGGCUAUAUAUUUAAUCAGAUUUGAUUUAUCUUUAUUGCAAAAAAAUUUGAAAUAUCAAUUAAAUCCGGCCUUUAGUGAUAACAAAUAAUUAGCACAUAGAAAUUAUUAAAAAUGAUAUACAGUAGAUAUCCGAUGGUUAAUAGUAUUAACACACUUAGAUAAUAAAAAAAUAAUAUUAUUAUCAUGUGUAAUAAUAUUACGAUAUUAUUAUUACGUAAAAGAUAGAUGGUAAAAAAAUGCCUGUCUGCAUGCCUAUUAAUUCUAUUUAUGGAAUAGGUAGCUAAAUUUAAUUUAAGAAUCGUAAUUGUAGACACAUGCCAGGGUGGGAAGGAAGUGUACCUCCACAGUUAAAUUUCAACUAUAUUUUUAAAAAAAAAAUUCGCCUGAAAAAUCGGGAAAAUAUCUUUGGUCGAUGUAUAAUACUCAAAGCAUGAGAACUACCGGUUAUGAUAAUAUUAAGGCCCAUUUAUUGUGCAGUAAGGUAUAGAUAUUAUUACAAUAUUAUUGCGAAAUCUAUGAGAAAUGUUUUAUAAUAACCGAAAGUUUGCCUUCCGAAAUAGAUUUUAUACUUCAAAGUACUCGCGAUAUAUAUUAAUAUACGAUCCGGGAAUCGCUUUGUCCGUUCUGGCGAAAUCGCGCGUAGAAGGUAAUAUAAUGGUAAAUAGUUAUUUAAUAUAAACUAUAACUAUAAACCUUGGCCAAAAUUGGAUGUUGUUAAGUCGAACCGUCGUCGUCGUGUCAAAAACAUAGCACUGGUUAAGGCUUUUCGUUAAUGCCAUUGUUGUAUAAUAACUCGUAGUGAUUAGUAGUUGACCGCUUUUGAAUCCGUACUUUCGCGAAAUCCUAUUCCGUCUAAAUAAACUUACGAUAAUAAUAUACAGAGCUAUUCGAUUCUGAGUGGAACGAGGAAUCUAUUGGUUUUUACUAUGUAUGUUUGUAUGUACGUAUGUAUGUAUGUAUGUUUAUCAAACAGGGUGUGUGUAUGUGUUUUGUGUCAAUAAUUUUUUUAUCAGCAGUCUUGUUAUAAUCGAAAACAUCCAUAGAGACUUUCUUAUAGCAUUUUUAAUCUAUCAUUGGUGAGGUAAUUUUUUAAUUACUCGAUAGUGGUCGAAGACUGAUGAUUUUAUAUAUAACUUGUAUCAAUUAUAUACGUGUUUUAAAUUCGAUAGUUUAAUUAUCGAUUUUUAACUUUGAGGCGUUAAGAAAAAUAAAAACUUAACAAUUUUUGAAUGUUGUGAAUUUUGCAAAUAAAAGUUGAUCGUCUAGAAUAUUUAAAAAAAAAACUCUGUGGCGAUUUUAAGCAUUUUAUUGUACAGUGUUGGCCAUAUGAGGGUAGUCAUCAAAAUAGCUUAAACUUUUUACGAGUAGAAGGUUAUAUUAUUUUGAACACGAAUGAAACAUAAAUUAUAAUAAUCAGUAGCGCCAAACUAUAUCUCCAAGAAAGAGGUUGGCUAAUAUGGUGUUGUAAAAAAAUAUAAUUGACUAGGUAGAUACUUAUAUUUAAGCGUAGAAAGCCAUAAAAUAUUGAAAAGUGGUCUGUUUUAUCGAGCGAAAAAAUUUGUUAAUUUAAAUAUUUGAUUUAAAAGAAUGCGUAUCGUAUAUUUAUUUUCCAGUAGGUUAAGUUAGGUUACCCGCUAUUUUCGAACUGUUUAUGGUUCGGCCCUAUUGAAUUAGUGAUGACAAUAUAAUAACAAUUGAAAUUAAAAUUUGUCAAUAAUAUUAUAACUAUUGUGAUGAAUGGUGUUAAUUAUUACGUUUCACUUAUGUGCAGUUUGUGGACGGAUGGGAACUGAACGGGCAGUUGUUUCCCAACGAACUGGAUCAUCAGCUACCGAUAGAAGAUCGUUUCUUUGAGAUGUGCGGAUCCAAGAAGCCGAAACAGGUGUUCAAGUCAUCCCAGAACGCCGCCUUGAUUCAGUACCGGGUACCACGCCGUGACAGCGGAUUCAGCUUUUACGUAUCCGUCGUUAAUAACCCCACACGUAAGAACACGUUAUGAAACGUUCAACAAUUAAUAAUGGGUUCGAUGCCCAACACUCAAAGUAUGGGUAAUUUUCUAAUAUUCCAUCUGACUGCACUCGUGUACACUGGUGUAUACUUUUUGCCUACUUAAUCACCUGUCAUUUACCAAUGCAGUAGAUACUGUAUAUUCCAUACGACGGUGUAGUGCAAUCUUAUCUAUACGAGUGUAAAAACCGUCGAUUUUGACGGUGUAGAUUAUGUUUGGUUAGUAUUUGAUAAAUGAUCAGCACUUUAAUUUGAUUACUAUUAUCAAAUAAAUGAUACAUUACAACAGUAGACAAUAAUUGUGUUCCACUUCACCAUAUUAUCAAACCAAGUAUACUUGUGGAAUCUGGUAUCACUGCAGUAUACACUAAUGUAGUUAGAUUACGCUUAUUAGAGGUUAUUAACUUAAAUUGGGGGAACAAAUACACUAUACAAACUAUAGAAAAAAAAAUGUCUGAUUAUAUUAUGAGGGGCUUUUUAGAUUAACUACCGUUACCAUAAUUUUCAGUAGUACUCAUAUAUUAUAUAAUAUAAUAUUAUGGAAAUAACAAGUAGACAAGUAGAAAUCAUACUGAAAUUAGGUACCUAUUUUAUUUCAUAAUUUAAAUUUUUUCUGUAGCGGAGAUUUAUUUCUCAUAUCUCCUUCUAUCCCUCCCCCGUAAAUACGUCUCAGAUAAAAUUAGUGCACGUGUAUAAUAUGAGUGGUCUCGGAAUGCAACGGAAUUCGUUUUUUUUGCCCUACGAAAACAACAGAUAGGUAAUGCGUUUUAUUUUACCGGGGAAAACGUUUUGGAUAAUGGAAACUCUUCGCGACCGGAAAUUCGUACCGUGCAAUAGUGUCAAACAUAUAACGUAAUACGAGUACUUAUAUUUUAUUAUAAUGAGCGCAGACUCUUGCUGUAAAACUGAGUAAAUAUACGAUUUUUUUCCUCGAUGGACAAAAAAAAAUGCUUCUAUUAUAUCCUUAUUAUAUGAUACGAUAUCGAAAUCUCAGAAAAAUUGUAUUAGGUCCAAUCUAAAAAAAUCUCUGCCGCUUUGCCGAAGAGAAUUAUAAUAUACAUGGGGAGAAUAUUUAUAUUUUUUUUUCUUUUCAACGUAAAAAACAACUUAAAAUAUUUAUAAUCAUUUUUUACGUUGACAAAAAAAAUAAAACCUAUAUUCUUUUAUAUUAUAUACGUAGAUAGACGCCAUUUGUUUAACAUUUACAAUCCUAAAUACACGUCUAUAUAAUAAUCGCCGAUAUUAAUGCUCGUGAGUUUUAAAAAGGAGAAUAUGAAAAAAAAAAAUAAAUAAAAGCCCAUCGAACCUUUAUAAUCUGCUUGUUUACUUGCAUAGAAAUAAAAUAUAUUAUAUUAUGUUGUAUACAAAAUAUAUUAUAUUAUGUUGUAUACAAAAUAUAUUGUAUUAUGUUGUAUACAAAAUAUAGAAUAAUCAAUUUCUUCGUUGAAAGUUAUAGGUCAUCGAAACAGAAGAAAAAACUAACCACAGAUAAAGUUAAAAAAAUUAAAAUAAUAAAUACUAAAAAUGUUACGUCGUCAUGAAAUACCUGUGUUGUCGUCACUAGGAUUUCUGUUGCUUUUGAACUUAAUUAUUUUUUCUUAACAAAUAAAUAUGAAAUUUUUUCAUCAAAUAUCUUUCUGUUCAACAAUAGUCACUUCUAUACAAUAAUAAUUUUAAUCAAUCUAACAAUUUAGGUUUCAGUUUCUGUCAUGAUUUUGGAUAUUUUGUUUUUCAAACAACUUAUAUACUUAUAUUUUUGUUCGGACGAUCGUAAGAAAUCCGUUGAAACAAAACCGUUACAACUCAACAACGCCCCGGAAAUCCGGAUACGCUAAACAGAGCGUCCCCGAUAAGACGGGCGCACGAUACAUUUUAAGUGUUUUUUUUUUUUUUUGUAAAAUCAAAAAAAGACAGUUUCUGCGAUAUUUAAACGUUCAGUUCUUUGCAAAACCUCUAAAACUUGACAAUAAUAAUUAUUAUCUUAUGUCAGCCAACCAGAACCGCUUCGAUUUGACUAGGCGUGAUUAAGAAUAAUUAUUAUCGUGACAUCGGAAUUACGGUCGAUGACGAUCCUAAUCACCUGGAGGUUAGGUUUUCGAAGUUGAAACUGCAGUAAUAGUUAUAACCAGCGUUUGUCGUUUUUACGGCAUCCUUAGUUUUCUUUUACAAAUAUUAUUUGCUGAGCAAAUAAUGUUUGAUUUACACGUAGAUUAAAAAAAAAACAGUUGUAUUUGCACAAGAAUAUACAGAGUGGUCAAUCCUCGAUAAGAUAUUUAUUUUUCGGAAAGAAUUAAAUUUUUUUUUAACAAUUUAUGAAAUAAAUAGUUCAUCUAAAUUGUAUAUAAUCUUUUAGAUUCAAAGUGUAUUGGUUUUACAAUGAUGUUAUUUUUUUAUUCUGUGAACAACUUUUCUACCAGAAACCUUGCUUUGAUAUCAAGUAGCACCUUUCCUGAAAGACAAUUUUAUCCGAUUGGUACUUUUAAAAUAUCAUUUAAUGAUUUUCCAAGUGGUUUUUAUAAUAAUUGGAAAAAACUAGAAUUAAUGAUUUUAUUAUUUUAUUUUCAAUUUGGUUUUUAUGUUAUAAUUCAGUUAAAAAUAUUUACAGAAACUUGAAAUUUGGACAAAAAACUUAUUUAUGCAUUUUCUAGACGUAGUAACUUUCAAAACAUUUGUGUUAUAUUUGAGUCAUUUAUAGACAUUUUAAUUUUGCAAAUUUGUACGUAAUUUGUAUUCCUUAGGUACUAUAUAGAUUGUAGAUAUUUGUCCGGAAACGUUUGACCGAAAAUAAAUGCUUAAAAUUUAACAGGUUCAUUAUACGUCGUACUUUAUAGUAAAAAAAAUUGGAUUGGGGUGGUACUUUUUUUUUUAAAUUUUGUCGAAUAUCGUAAAUAUUACGGCCUUUCAAAACAAGUUAACCGAGUUUUGUUUCGAAUCGUUUUUCAUUAAAUAUGGUUUAUCGUUGCAAAUAGAUACAAAUUAAAUUCUCUUCUAUAUUCUAUUUUAACAACUUCUCACCUACUACGGUUGCUCACCCCCCGCGCGAAAUAUGUCCGUCUUUAUUUAUUUUACACGGUAAACAAGAAGAACAGGUGGUCACUAUUUUCUAAUCAGCUUACAGCAGCUGGAUUGUUAACGAGGAUUAACAUCACUAGCUGAAGAGCUUUUAGCUUUUAGCCAUAACCGGAAUCUGCAGAGAUAAGAAAAAUAUUAUUUGAGACAAUAAGACAAACCCUACAAAAAGAAUUGAAAAUAUAUAGCUAUUCUAUUUUUAAAAUACUUAAACUUUAAGGAAAAACAUUGACCAGCGUUUAAAUACAAAUAUCAACAUUCUGAAACAACAGUAAUAUAAUAAUUAACAUAUUCAUAACAUAGAUCAAGGCUAAACAUAUAUUCGAUAAAUACCUACUGUUUAAAAAUAAAAAAAAAAGCUAGUACUGAGGACGGGUACUGCUACUGUUGUAGGUCGGAAAUUGGGAAUAUAGUAUACAUAAGGUUAUUUAAUUUAUAUCCGUAUGCAACGAUAAACCAUUGCUAAUGAAAAACGAUUUGGGAAAAGUUUAACCAUGUAUGUUUUAAAAGACCGUAAUAUUUACGAGUAUCGUCAAAAUUUGAUAUUAAUUCUUAAAAAGAAAAAAAAAAUGGUACUAAGCAGUACCAAAUAAAAAUUACGUACAAAACUUGCUAAAUUAAAAUGUAUACAAAUAGCUCAUAAAUGGCUCAGACGUCUAGAAAAAACAAACAUAAGUUCCCUAUCAACAUUUUAAGCCUCUAAGAAUAUUUUUAACUAAAUUACAUCAAAAAAUACAAAAUUAAAAAUAAUAAAAGAUUUAUUCUCGUACAUUUUCUUGUAUUUUUUUACGUAUUUUUAAACUUUAUCCAAUUAUUACAAAAACUACUGAAAGAAUUAAAAACCAAAUUGCUUAUUUACGAAUCAGAUUAAAAUUUUGACAAUACAAGUUCUUUGUUGUUUUUCGAUUGGAGCAAUAUUUCUGAUAGAAAAUAUAAUUUUGCGAAAAUUAAAAAUAAUGAAUACCAUAACGCCGUAAAUAUUUGCCGUUUUACUUCCUUUCAGGUUUUUCCCAAUUAUUUUGAAACACAUAAGAGAAAAUUUCCCUUCAGAAAAGGUGCUACACUUUUUACUUUGGAGUAAGAUUGUUUGUAGAAAAAUUGAAAUUGAAAAUAAUGAAACUUUUACUGAAAACGAUUUUAAUAUAAAUGCAAUAAAUAAUAAUUAUAUAAUUGUCAACCAACAAAUAACGCAUUUAUCAUUUAUAUAAUUUUGUACAGCCUGUAACAUACUCUUGGAAGGAUUGACUGAUGUGUACACACUGAGGAACUAUGGGAAACACGUCAACUGCAGUUUGACGACUCUGUAUCCAGCCCAGGUGAAAAUACUAUCGUUGGGCGUCGGACUAGGAAAGGAACAGAAAAGGACAUUGACGGAACAAGAGACCGGAACCAUUCACAAGGUAAAAAAUAUUAUUGAGUAUUUACUCAAAUGUUUAUGUAUGUGGUAAUUAAUUCAUGAAAAGACACUUAUCUCAGAAAGUAUUAACUGUUUCAGAUUUAUUUUUUUUGGUUAAUUUAAAAAACAAGCAGCUCUAAAUUCAAAAUUUUUUGUCACCACUGAAUUCGGGCGUAAAAUCAAUACUUUUUUUUUGAUUUUUAAUUAUUAGUAUUAACUCAAAAAACAAAAAUUUCAGAAAAUGACCUUUUUAAAAUACCAACUAGAGCCAAAAUAUAACAUAAAAGGUCUCUUAUCAUGUUUUGAUUGGAGCAAUAUUUUUAGGAGAAUUUUUGUACAUAGUAGGUAUUAAAAAAAGAAAGACAAGCAUACUUCACACGUGAGUGUAGCCACUGUUUUAGGUGGGAAGUUGGGAAGGUAGGAUACAGACGGGAAUCUAAUGUAUAUCUGUAAGCUACGAUAAACCAUUUCCACCAAGAAAACGAUUCUGAGUGGAAAUCAGUUGAGUUUAGCGUUGCUUUGUCAACAAUAUGUGUGUCAUAUUACGGUAAAAUAAUUACAACAAUGUGCGUUUGCAUAACAUCAAUGAUUGUUUAAAAAAGAUUAAAAUAAUAAAAACUUAAAGGAAAUUUGAAACUUAAGUGGCAAAAGAAAGGUUUUUGAACCCUUUUAAUGCAUAAUUUAUCCUACAUAUGAUAGGGAUGCCACUGUGCCAGAUAACUACACUGUAUUCUAAAGUGAAAUGAACCAGCGCAUAAUAUAGUGUCUUGAGACAGAGAGAUGAAGUAAAUAUUUUAAAGAAGCGCUUAAUAAAUCCUAAAUGCUUAAAGGCCUUGGAAAUAACCUUAUUUAAAUGAUGAUCAAAAGAUAAAGAGUAAUAAAUACCGAGGUUUUCGUAACAGAAAACACGCUUUUUGGAAACAUCUGAAAGCUGGUAUUAUAAAUUGAUAGGAACUCGAUUUCUAGAGAAGGUCAUAACAUGACAUUUUUCAAGGUUAAGAAACAAUCCUAGCUGCCGGACCUACACGAUGAGUAUCUUUGUUUGAAAUUUUAACUUCACCUAAUAUUAUGCUCAGAUUUCACGAUUGUUUUAGGAGUAUAACUUCAGCAUCAUAUAGUAUUAUAUUAUUAUAUAGAGUGAUUCACUCAACUGAAAACAUUCAUUAUUUCGGAAAAUAUUAACUUUUUUCGAAAUUUUUUUUUCUGAAAACUUAAGAAUUAAAUAGUUCUAAAAUGUUAUUUUAUCAUUUUUUUUGUACCUCUUAAUUUUAAGACGAGAUAUUCCAUUUUUAAGUUUGGAUUUGAGAAGAGUAGUGGAGUAUCAUUUGUGUGGCGGUACGGCGCGCGGCGUAUUAAUAACACACCACUACUCUCCCCAACCCAAAUUUAAAUCUCGUCAACGGGUUGACGGAAAUAAAAAAUUUCAGCACCAAAAUUUCCUUCAUAAUGAGUGUUUCCAGUUAAAUUAACUACCUGUAUAAUAUUUCUGGUUAUUUAUUGUUUUGCAAAUAUAUUUAUACUUUGCAAAAUAGUUAGGUAUUUAUAUAUUCUACAUUUAAAAGAAUAAAACUUAUUAUUUUAACACUUACCGAUGUAAUCUCAAAAAGUUUUCUUAAUCAACUUCUUUAUUAUAUGUAUUAGUCCCGGUAACUUAAUUGAUUCUAUUCUGUCCAUUUUGAGAUUUUAAAGGUAAUCUGUUUAACGUUUCUUUUUUUGUUUUUAUUGUUGACAGUGCGAAAAAAUGGGACUGCCUGAUUUCGUUCAGGUUGGCGGUGGAGACGGUUUGGGCCAGUUGUCGGUUGUGGAUUCAGUUUGUGGCACGAAUUCGGAACCGGGUAAGUACUGUGAUUAAUAUCAAAGAAUUAUACCUACUUAACUACAUGUACUACUAAAAGUAGACGAUACCGUAGUUGAUCGGUUGGUCGAUGGUCACGAUCCCGAUAAUUUAUAAGCCGGUCUUUUGAGUGUGUUAUUUAUUUUUACUAUAUGUACUUAUUUUUAUCUACGGGACUUAGGACAAAGAUGUACGGUUAAGACGUACGGUUUUAUAAAGUUUUAAAUUAAAUCGUAAUAGGAAGUCAAUUUAAUUUACUCGACUAUCAUCACUGAACAAGAAAAUAAUUAAUACAGGAUUAUUUGUUAGGUUAACAUGUUAUUAUAAAAUUUUUUUUGGUUUUAAAAGUCAAUUUAUUCUACGAUUUUACACCUGAAAACUUGAAAUCAAUAAUGGGUAUAAUACUCGUAUUUUUGACCCAAGUACGCUUUUAUGGCGAUAUUGCUUAUAUGAAACGCUGAAUCGGAUAAAUCGAAGUAUGUAUAAUAAUACAUUCUUAUGAUGUACACAGCACGUUGUCCUUGGGAGUGGGUAAAUUAUAAUUUAUAACAUUAUAAAAAAUGUUAACGAAUUUUUAUUUUUAUUUUUCAAGUAUGUUAUACCUAAAAUAUUUUUGCACAACAACAAAAGUGCACGUAUUAAGUUUCGAAGAUAUUCGGUUUCGAUAAAAAAAAAGAAAAAGAAAGGAUAGUUUUGGUUAUUUAUGUUAAAAUUAAGAAAAUUAAUUUAAUUUGGAAAUAAAAUAUUUGAAAUCAUUACGAAUUUAAGAAGACCCGGAGAAUAUAGAAAACAUUGAUUAGGAUUCGGGAACAAUGAAUUAGAGACAAACGGAAAGAAAUUAUGUUGACAGCAAUGAUUCUUGAAAAAUUAUUAUGCUAAAAAAGAAGAGAUGCAAUAGUUUAGUUAUAGUUACAAUAACGAUAGCUUUGUCUUGUAUCUAUGUAACAUUUUGUUUCUAUAAAUGCAUAUUAUUUAUAUAAUUAAAAAGGGUUUAUUCGAUUAAUGGAGGAAAUGAAAAAAAUGGAAAACAUUUAAAUUUUCAUAUUCAAUGAACAAAUAAAACUUAAAUGUGAAGCAUUUAGUGGUGGGAUUUUGAACUAUUUUUCAUAUUAUUUUUUUACACAGAACACUUGGUUUUUUAGAAUAACGACCAAAAAUUAUUUUGAAAAAACUAAUAUCAUUGAUUUAUAUCUAUUGUAAUUUUUUCAGAAAGCUCUACUAAAACUAUCAUUUGUGGCGUAACUACUGUGAGACUCGUGUCAAGUGGUCAAUUUCAUAACGCAGUCACUGUGGCUAUGAGACCAGCUGACAUAGACGCUGAACCGACUUUAGUAUGUGAACUGCCGCAGCAGUAGUGGAACAAAGAACAAUUCAUAAUUAUAAUACGUCUUAUAUCUUCAAAUAAAAAAACAGCCGCCUCCAGUAAUUUCUCAUCCUUUUUUUUUCCUGGACGGUUCGCAGUGUUCCAUAGCAGCAUGAGUUUCAGCAUUGACGUUACGCAAAGUUAUUAAAUACAUUAGUUUUUCGUCAUCGAGGGAUUCGUCCAAUUCCAAAACAGCAGCUCAAACUGAAAAACUGUCUCUGAUUUAAUUUUGCGACAAAUUUCAGUUUUUCAUGAAAACGGCCAUGGUAUUAUAUUAUAUGCCUGUCGUCAAUUUUUUUUCUCUGUCUGUGUAAUACCUUUUAUCGCGGUUUUAAACAAAAAUAAAUCUAAUAUUAUGUAGAGAAAGAUGUAUGAAAAAAAAAUAAUAAUAAUAAAAACGAGAAGACAGUAUUAUAAUAUAUAUAUAUAUAUAGCUUGUUCAACGUUUAUAAUAUCAUAUUAUAUAAUAUAUAACAAUAAUGUUUUUUUUUUUU
Cinara cedri is the source of this 66666-nucleotide messenger RNA. Lineage: Eukaryota; Metazoa; Arthropoda; Insecta; Hemiptera; Aphididae. The record is from the annotation of a GenBank genome assembly.